Molecule: messenger RNA, 74882 nt
Organism: Podarcis lilfordi (Lilford's wall lizard)
Lineage: Eukaryota; Metazoa; Chordata; Lepidosauria; Squamata; Lacertidae
Source: the annotation of a GenBank genome assembly
AUGGUACCGCGGACCCUCUGGCUGCGAACUCUCCGUUCCGCCCGCCUUGUCGCAGGCGCAGCCGCGCCGCUUAGUCCUCGGAGCCCCCUCGGCCCGCGGGCGCCUCCUGUGGAGAGGCGGGGGCCGCGUGGUGCCUGGGUCGCCAUGGCAGCUCGAGAGCGUUCGCCCCCCCGCAGGGCGGGAUCCCAUGGGCUGGAGGCGGAGGCCCCGGGCGAAGCCGGAGAGAACGGGCAGCCUCUCUCGACAAGCAGCCAGCUCUUGCAGCAGACCGGUGAGCAGCAGCAGCAGCAGGAGGAGGAGAAAGAGGCACGGGGGCCUACCUUAUACCGAGCCGAGACCAUUGCUCAGUGUUGCCUACCCUGGCUGGCAGCAGCACUCCAGGAUUUCAGGCAGGAGGCUUUCCCAACCCCACCUGGGGAUGCCAGGGGUUGAAUUUGGGACUGCCCAUUAUUAUUAUUAUUAUUAUUAUUAUUAUUUGAAUUUAUAUACCGCCCUAUACUUGGAGGUUUCAGGGCGGUUCACAGAACAAAAUCAAAAUGUAAAACCACAAUAUAUAUAAUCAAAAUGAAAACAACCACCCAAUAACAACUCUCGCCCCCCUUCAAAAAAGAACCACUUUUUAAAAGGGCAUAGGAUAUCAAUCAAGCAACCAAAGGCCUGGCUUAAAAUGGAACGUUUUUGCCUGACGUGUAUAAUGAAGGCUCCCCUAAUAAUGGGAAAGGCUCUGUUUUUUUGGUGUUGCUGUCCCCCUUCCGACACAAAGCUGCUUUGAAAUAUUUCCUGCGCUUGGGGUAGCUUUCGACACACAUUCUAGCCCUCAGCACAGACACGUGUACAAAGGUACGCCUGAAGUUUUUCCCUUAAGCACAAACCAUUUGGCGUACACGUCUUAUUUUCUCAGCCACAAUAGCCUCAGAUCUUUAGAGUCACCGUCAGAACUGUAGAUUAGAAUUAUUGCUGGGGAUAAACAAGGUAUUCUCAUUCAGGAGGAGAAGGGCCCAUUGUGCAACCUUGCUAUAGAUAAAAGGUAAAGGGACCCCUGACCAUUAGGUCCAGUCGUAGACGACUCAGGUUGCGGCGCUCAUCUCGCUUUACUGGCCAAGGGAGCCGGCGUUUGUCCACAGACAGCUUUCCGGGUCAUGUGGCCAGCAUGACUAAGCUGCUUCUGGUGAACCAGAGCAGCACAUGGAAACACCAUUUACCUUCCCGCCGGAGCGGUACCUAUUCAUCUACUUGCACUUUGACGUGCUUUCGAACUGCUAGGUUGGCAGGAGCAGGGACCGAGCAAUGGGAGCUCACCCCGCCGCGGGGAUUUGAACCACCAACCUUCUGAUUGGCAAGCCCUAGGCUCUGUGGUUUAGACCACAGCGCCACUCGCGUCCCUAUAGCUAGCUAGCUAGAUAGUUUUACUGAUGAUGUUUAACCUUGCAGUGAUUAAGCUGUGUGUAUUCUGGGAAUAGAAAUGAGUGCUACUAGUAGCAAAUGCUUGUUUGGUAUCCGUGAUCUGCUAGGCGCAGUGCAGAAUUUGGAUGUGACACAGCUACAUUAGAUGGGCUAGUAGGGAUUUAUUACUUAUUAUUCUGCCACACCUCACCCUCCAGAACUCAAAGUGGCUUGUAUAGGACUUCCAGACCCAGACUUGUUUAGCUUUGGCAAUGUGGCUGACUAUGCUCUGAAAACUAUAAGCUUCUCCCAGGAGUGGGAAUUGAGAUAGGAGUAUCAAAUGGCAGUGAAGGGACAGAUAGGGUAAGUGGAAAUGCCACAAGGAGCAUUAACACCCUGCCCUUGUAGUAUACUGUGUAUGGUUCAGUGUUCUUUGACAUAACAGCUGGGGGAAAGAGGAGUAUAAAAACCAAUUUGUUAUGCACAAUUAGCAUAGAAGAAAGAACAAAUGACACUGCAGGCUACUGGGUUUUGUUUACCAUUCCAAAUGCUCUUUUAAAUGUUCACCUAAUUAAUGAUGAUUUAUGUUUACACAUACUUUUGCUACACUUGUGUAGCUCAUUCUCCUUUCUAUAAGCUUAUGGUUGGCAUGAAAUUAUUUUUGCUCUCUCCUAAUAUCCUUACAACAACCCUGUGAGAAAUUUGUCUGGAAAUGACUUGCCCAGCGCUAACCAGGGAGUGUCAUAGUUUUAACUGCAACACUUUAUCUGCUAUACCACAUUACCACAAACUAUGAAAUCACUGCCUUUUCUUCCUAGUUUUUUUCUGCUUGUGGAAUCUACUUUCUCAGAGAAACUCUAGGCCAUGAAUUAUUGGGGUGAUGGAGGGAUUUUUCUGUCCUUUGUGUUGCAGUUAGAGCCAUGAAGGCAACAUGAUUUGCAUUUGGCCUGCUUUUAUAGCUGCCAGCAAUUCACAACUUGCAGGAUGCCUUGGUACCUUUUAAUAUAAUUCGAUUGAGAAAUGCAGGCUCCCAAAAUGGAGUGCAUUUACAUCUAUCAUCUCAAACAGCAGUUGUUUAUUCAAGCAGGGAAGCACUUCAUGUUGGUAGGUGUAGAAGUGCUUUACUGGAGUAGCUUUAAAUGAGCAGGAGUAGUUUACACCCCACGGCACUGGCAGUGCAAACAGCACCAAAAAGAAAUAUUGCUGAAGAAAUGGCUGAAGCAAACUACUAUUGCUUGAAAGGGAACCCCCAGAUACAGCCUUCCUAGUUUUGCAGAGCCUAAAUUACGCAAGAUUAGCCAAGCCUCCUGGGAAAGAGCAACACAUCACUCUGUUCUGUACCGGCAAUAAAUAUAAUUAAGGAUGAAUCUUGCUUCAGUGUGGAGUCUGUAAGGAGAAUAGUUUAUGACUGGGAUCCUAUAAAACCGCAUACCUACUGUCCAUCCCACAUGUGCUCAUAAUUCAGCACUUAUCCGGCUUGUUAUAAUUCAGUGGUAUUAUCAAUACAGCCUAUGGUCUCCACAGAGCCCCAGUUCAAAACAUAUAUUUAAUUUAAGAAAGAUGAACAAAAUGUAUAUGUUUGGGAAGCAGUUAGAGAUGCAGCCCAAUUCAAGGCAUAUUUACCCAGAAAGAAGUCCACUGUGUUCAGCGUAACUUCUAAUUAGGCAUGCUUUGUAUUGCAGCGUUGCUCUUAAUGUUCCAGAGCCACCAUGGAUCUUUUAGUAUCUGUUCUACAAGUUCAGUUCAAAUUACACAUCAGCAAAUAAUAAUAACAGACAACCAUAAAUUAUGUACUGAAGUUACUGUUUCUGAACUGCAGAGAAUUACACAUCCAAUUUGUCAACCUGCAGCAAGCCCAACACUAUGACUCACUUGUUUAUCUCAUCCUCUGGAUAAUUUCCCUUGAGGUAAUCCCUGCUUCACUUGUUACUACUACAAACAGUGAUGUUCGACACUUGCCUGGUUCUUUGGAUGCUGAUAGUUUAAAGUCGAAAUAUAUAAUUUUGGGGGGGCAAAAAUGGCACUUUAGCUUUUCUCUUCCUUCCCAUCAGGGUAAAGGGUGUAUUUUAUUUUUGGAUACAGUUGACGAUGAAAUCAGCCAUACAACAGUCAAUUGCCAGAAUUGCCUUUUGCUCCUGAUUAUAGGAUGGCAAACUUGGGUUUGUCAGGGAAGGUGCACACAACAGGAAGCUAUGGCCAGGCAUAGCUUCUCCAUUGAUAUGUCAUUAUGAUGCAUUUGCAAACCUGUUUGUCACUCUUACAGUUUACAAUUUUGGCGUACACUUAAAACCUCCAAGGCAUGUACCUAAAAGAUGUAAUGUGUGAAGCUUAUAUGCAAACAAUGACAACACGUUUAUUUUUCAUGAACGUCUGAGGGUGAUAAGCUGUGCCUGAGACUUUUCUAUAGUUGGAAAUUCAGAUAGAUACCCUUCAUGCCUAACACUGGAGGUAGAUAGGAAUUCUGAGAUGACAGAAUGACCAUUCACACUAAACCACUGUGUGUGCAGAGAUUUGCAUGAUAUCCCUUUUUUCCUAUAUGAGUAGGAUACUGUGCAGAUUUUGCAUUCAGGAGACAGAACAGAAGAUCAGUUCUCCCCCCUCCCUUAAAUCCUGUGAGGCUUUUAUAUAGAAAAUGGCUGGGAGGGUUCACUUCCCCUAAGGCACAGAGGAGAGGAUCUCGGGAAGGUAGGUUUUAACCUCUCACAUUUACAUGAUGGCAAACCUGUGUUUGUCACUGUGUGUGCGCACAACAGGAAGCUGUAGAUGCAAUUCACCUAAAUGCCACAUUUCUUUUUUAAUCAGCCAGCAGCUACUUCCUGUACAGCCUUCAGGAUCAGCUAACAACUGCCUUGUUAGCCUUCCCUCGCUGCUUUAAGCUGAAGCCAAUUAGUAUCUAAUCAGGUGACUUAUCUCCCCUAGCACUACGGAUGAGGGAUGAGGUAUCUAAGAGACGCUAUACAGGGCACUAAUAAUCUGGAUCAUGUGCUUGUGUUUUUUACACUUCACUUCAUCUAUCAAGCCAGUGAUUUCUUUGCCACAAGAACAGAACAGGUGUGUCUGUUGCCAAAUUCCCCCAUUGGGUUAGAUUUGGACUACCUGAUAGUGAAGAUCUGAAAAAGGAGGGCUCUGUAGUAAUGAGAUAUGUUGAAUUUCUGAUGUAUCACUUCUUCCACUACACGACGAUAACUGUGUUAUGUCAUACUACAAUUAUACCUGCAUAAUGGAAGAAGCAUUACAUCACUAAUUCAGUUAUGAUGAUCUCUCCUUAGAUUGCUACUAUCAGUUUAGAGUUACAGUUAAUUGUUUUUAUUUUAAAAAGACACAGUAAGUUGUACCUUUUCAUUAACAAAAGGUGUAUAAUUAUUUUUAUGUGACAACAGUUGUCACCUAAGUUGGCAGGGCUCAUUUGACAUCAACACAAAAUAGAACCUUUAGUGUCAUCAGCCCAGCCGUGUAGAAUAUGCAAAAGAUGUGCCUUCUGCUAAAAACUUUUCUAUUCUUCCAGGCUUGUGCAGGCAAUUAAGAAUACAUAUUUUCAUGCUAGUUAGUUGGUGGUCUCUUGAUUUUAUUUUUUAUGUGUUUUUAUAAUAUAUAGGUAUAUAAUUUUAAACAGCUUUGAUAUUUUUAAUGAGGUAUAUGAAUAUUUUUUAUAAAUAAAUAAAAAAAUAAGGAAUCUGAUUAUGUAUAUAGCUGAAGAAUCCACACACUGUUUAUAAGAACCCAUAAGCUGUUUAGAAGAUAGGCAUACACAGAUGCAGUAGUAGGGAAAACUUACUCUGGUGUAGAGGAUUGGAAGUUUAAUCAUUCUCAACUGCAUAGAUCCUUGUAAAGCAAGUCAGCAUUACUUGUGGCUUUCAAAAAGGGAGUCAAGACACACAGAUGUAUUUUGGGAUUGUUCAUAAAACAUCGAAAGCUAACAAUGAAACCUAAACUUGCAGUUUGGAGGAACAAGCAAUUGCUUUGUGAGAGCCUCUGGUAUUCUACUUGAAAAGCUGCCUUGCAGUGAGCUGUGAGCCUGGAACUGAGCUUUAUUGGCGAUGAUUUCAUCAGCCUUGAAAUCUAAAACCCAACUCAUUGUUUCAAAUGUAUUCCAGAUGGAAGGCAAAUUGUGGAGCGGAAGAAAAAGCAAAGAAAAAAACGAAAAGAGGAAUCCUGCCGUCUUGAUGAUUCUGUAUGUUGCGUGAUGAUGGAAAUGCCAUUUGCCAAAGCAGAUAUUGAAGAUGAAUUUAGCAGUAAGUAUAAAUACUAAUCCAGAGCUGUGAAGUAGCUUUAGCUCAAAUUUCCAUCUUGGAAGUAAACAAGCAUGUUCCACUUGGGCCAAAUUUCUUCGUAUUUUGUACUCUGACCUUAGCAAUUACAAAUGCAUCUAUUGUAGUCCUUGAAUGUUGGCGCCACCUCUCCCCAAAGUCCCAAAUGUUUGCAUCCUCUAACCACAAAAAUGCACUCAGAUCCCGAGUGAAUCACAAAAUAUUCUAUGAACUACAAAUUCUCUGCUUCCUAGUGCUUGCCCUUUAAGAAAAUGCAGGAAAAUGUGCAAUUGUGAUAAUGAAAAAUACAAUAAAAAGGUAAUGAGCAAAUGCUGAGAUUGUUUGAACUGCAGAUUUGAAACAGCUAAUUAAAGGGCUGAUUGUGGCAGGAGGUACCAGAACAGGGCCAAUUAAAUCUUACAGUAGCAGGAAGAUAACCUCAGUUGUGUUUUGCAAAUCUGGCCUGGACAGGGUGGCGCCGUUAUUUCAUCGUCAGUUAAGAAACAAUAACCAUCACCACAAAUAUAUGCGUGGGGAGUAAUGUUUUUGUUUAUUCCUGUGUUGCGUAUUUUUAUAUUGUAAAUCACCCUGUGAUCCUUGGAUGAAAGGCAGUUUAGAAAUUUCAUAAAUAAAUCAGAGUUGUAAAAAGACAGUGAGUGCAGCAUAGAAAAUACUGGAAUGUACUGGUUCAGAAGCAACAUUAAAUUAUGUCGGUUUUGGAGAAAACAUAGAAGCCUUUGAGAGCAUAUCUGUUUAUGCUUAUGGGAUCGCCUCUCCUGGUAUGCCCCGCGGAGGACCUUAAGGUCCAUAAAUAACAACACUUUGGAGGUCCCAUGCCUCAUGGAGGUUAGAUUGGUCUCAACUAGAGCCAGGGCCUUUUCAGCCCUGACCCCGACUUGGUGGAACGCUCUGUCACAGGAGACCAGGGCCCUGCGGGAUUUGACAUCUUUCUGCAGGGCCUGCAAGAUGGAGCUAUUCCGCCUGGCCUUCCGCUUGGACUCACUCUGACCCCUUAUAUGGGAUAUGGUAUAUAAAUUUUCCCUUGGCUUUUUUGCUGGGCCAUGUAGGACCAGCAUGGAUAGCUGGCAGGGUGAAUAUCUGAUGUUUCCUCCCUUUAUGGUCUUGAUUUAUGGGCUACUACUAAAAUGAGGCUGCAUUUUAAGCUAUAUUUUAAGACGUAUUUUAAUAAACUUUUUUUUCUUCUUUUCUUUUUUCUAUUACCUUUUAUUGUAAUUCAUAUUCAGUGUUAGCUGCCCUGAACCAAGCCCUGGCCAGGGAGGGCAGGGUAUAAAUAAAAAUUUAUUAGUUUUAUUAUUACUAUUUAUUUGCAACAUUUAUAGCUAAGUAGAUGUGCAUAGGAUUGAGACUUUUAUCCUGAGGUAGUCAUAGUGGAAAUGGAAGCAGGGCAGUUUUUGUUACAGGUUAGGUAAUCCAGGACACAUUUUUCUGUGAUGUCAUGCAUGCCAGCCUCUGACAGAUUACCACAAGGGUAUAUGUAGCCAUUGACAGGAAAGCAGAUGCCCAGUAAAGGGGUAAUCGAUUAAUUAAUUUUAGGAAAAAAUGUAUAUGAACUAAAAUCCUCUUAAAAUGUCAGGCCCUUAUUUCUGUCACCCUAUGUUAGAAUUCCAGUUCAGUUCUUGAGGUGUUAGAUAGGGGUUCCAAUCCUCAACUCAGCUGUGAAGCUGUGACCUUGGGCCAAUGGUUGUCUAUCAGCCUAACCUACCUCAUAGGGGAAUGGAAGAUAAAAGGGGAAGCGGAAGAACCCACAAGCUUCUUUAAGGAAAAGUGGGAUAUAAGUGCAGUAUUAUUAUUUUCUUUAAAGCCACCCAAAGGGCAACAACUAUGCAUAAGAGGGAGGUGUCAGUAGAAUGAGAGGAAACCUGAGGCUUGCUGAAGUUCAAGAAAUAUUUAAAAAGAAAGAACCCCGCAGCCCAGUGAGGACUGAGCAGGCGCAGUGGGCUUAGAUUGACUGUUGAAGAGUAAAUGGAAAACUGGUGUGGGAUGUGUGGAAUGGAACGGUAUGGCUGGAAUCCUAGGCAGGGAACCCUUUAUACAACAACAAUUUGUGGGAGGUCUCUGUCGUACAUGUUAUAUUUCAAAAAGUAUGAUACCUGAAUUUAUUUAUUACUAUUUAUUUUAUUUACUAGACUUAUAUACUGCCCAUUAUAAGAUCUCGGGGUGGUUCACAUGAUAAAAUACAAGGCAAAAGCCACCAACAAACAGUUAAAACAAAAACAACCAAACAAUAACAGGCCCCCCCCCCCAACAUAUUCAAAAGGCUAGAAUAUUAAUCGGCCAAAGGCCUGGUUGAAGAGGAAGGUUUUCACCUGGCACCUAAAGAUAUAUGAUGAAGGCACCAGGCGAACCUCCCUGGGGAAAGACUGCACAAACGGGGAGCCACUGCAGAAAAGGUCCAUUCUCGUGUUGCCACCUUCCGGACGUCAUGUGGGGAAGGUACACAAAGAUUGCCUCAGAACAUGAACACAGAGUCCGGGUCAGUUUGUACGGGGAGAGGUGGUUCUUGAGGUAUUGACUCUUUGCGUACUAAUUUCGAGAAUUUAUGUAUUGUUCUACUCAUGUGUGCACAGUAUCGUAACACCUCUCCACCCUCCUUUCCUACCCAGAUAAAAGCGCAGCUAAACCAUAUGUUAAAAAGACGAGAAAGAGAACUACUGGGAGGGAGAGUGAGGAAGACAAUCUAAUAAAGAAGAAAAAGAAAAACCAAGAUAAACCAAAUUACUUCAUCUCAGUUCCAAUCACAAAUCCAAAGGUAGCAAUACUUUUUAUUAUUCUGAUCUCAUAGGGGACAAAAUCACUUGUGAAUAAUGAAACCAGAGCUUAGACUUAAACCCAAACAUUGAUUCUGUGCCUUGAAGCAGAAGGGUUUUCUGCUUUGAACUGGUGGUUCCAGAAAUCUUCCCUUGUUUUCCCAACAAGAAAGGUGAGGAAUGAAGGAAACUGGCUCUCUUGGGAGUUGCUCCUCAAGGUGCUUGAUUCCCAAAGGAGCUGCCUCCUUUUCACUACUGAACAGUCGUUUAGUGGGAGAAAUCGGGGGGAAUGGAAGUUUGAACCUGCAGAUGUAGCAUCAGGAGCUUUGGAUUGGUUCUGCCACUGUGCUUGUACUACCCUAAGCUCCUCGCCCCCUUUUACCUCUCAGUUACCAUCAGUGACUUCCACAUUGGGAAGCCCAAGUAAGCAAUGUUGCCCUACUCUGCCCAGCAGCUGCCACUGCCCAGUUGAAUGUGAAAUUGCUGAGCAGCAGGAAAAGCAGCAGGUCUCUGAAGCCGCCUCUUCCUUGCUGUUCAGCUAAUCAGCUCAGAAGCAGGGGUGGAUAACAUGGUGAGGAAGGUUAUAUGUAUGUUACAAGGGUGCUAAUAAAUGCAUGCAUGUAUAUUCCAUGUAUGGUUGCCUUCUCUGCAGUCUCUGGUGUGUGGUGUGUGCUCUGCCCCACUGCCAGCUCUGCCCCUAUACAUAAUUUGGUUUUGGCCCAACCCACCAUUGGCACGCAGUCCCUUAUUGAGAUGGCCCAGUAUGUGGCCUCCUAAGAAGUGUGUACACAUAGACUCUGGGUAUGGACAUUCCUUUGCGUGCUAGAAGCUCAUGUAUACACGAGAAUAUGAAUUUGGAGACAGAAUGGCGUUCCCUUCCUUUUUCAAAAGAAGAGCUCUCCCACGCCAUGUUGGAAGCUGUUUCUGCCAGCCUGCUGACAGUGUCAGGAAUGUGCUUCCUCAAGUUCAGUUCAGACAUGAUAAACUGCAGCAAUGGCUACCUAGCCCUUUGACUGUGCUCUGCUCCCACGGUUGGAGGCAGUAUGCCUUUGAGUACCAGUUUCUGGAAACGACAAGUGAGUGGUGUACUGCUGCACUGAGGUCCUUUUUCCUGGCUCCCACAUACACACAGCUGUCUGCUGGAGAACAAGAUGUUGGACUACAUGGGUCUUUGGCCUGAUCCAGCAGGGUUUUUCUUAUGUAAGUUUCGGGCUCAUAUGCUACUCCCUUCACCUUCCACAAUGAGGAGGAGGAUGCUUUUGGUUCCAUUUUGAUUAGUUUAUUCUAAGAAUAGCUAUCUGUUGUUUUUAAUAACUGCCAUGCACUGGUUUCAGAUAUAAAUUUAUUUUUAGGUCCAUUUGAUUACUUCUUUUAAUUGGACUGUAAUGUCUGCUGGAUGAAAACAAAUCUUUGAUUUCCUUAGUUUAGUUCAGGAAAUUUCUCAUCUAAACAACAUUUAAUAUUUACUUGAUUUAAUUUCCGGUAAUACUGCGGUUGAAUGUAUGCUGUAGCAAAUGUUUUUUGCUUUGCUUCUGUGCAUAGCAAAAAUGAUUUGGUGUAAUUUGAAGGCAAACAUUUUCUCAUAUGGCUGUUACUGGAUGGAAAAAUAAAGCUAAAUAACUUAAUAGCCUUUACAAGGCAAACCUCAUUAUCCAACUUCAUCUUACAAAGCAGCUAGAUUCAUUUUCUUCAGCAAGAUUGUGUCAGCCAAGUACAUUGCUGCAAACAAGAAUAUGUAACUAACUAAACAAAACAAAACAUUAAAAUGGUGCAAGGUUAUCGUCCUUGUCAGUUGCCAAUAUUAGGAAUUGUAAUUUGUAAUGUCAAAUGAUCUUUCCCAUUUCCUGAGGUGUUUUAGAAUAUAGUUUUGCAUGCGCAGGGUCCUUUCCAACUCUACAAUUCUAUGAUUCUUGAUUGGAAUCAAAAUUUCAAUGUGGGUGAUUUUUAGUUGUUUUUAUCUUAUAUGAAUCCCCUGAAUUAUGUUUUUAUAGUAAAGUGAUGUAUCAUAUAUUAAUUCAUAUAUAUAUUAAGUGGACAUGUUGGUGCUGACCUUUAAAUCCCUAAACGGCCUUGGUCCUGUGUACCUGAAGGAGCAUCUCCACCCACAUAGUCCAGCUUGGACACUGAGAUCCAGCUCUGAAGGCCUUCUGGCAGUUCCCUCACUACAAGAAGUGAAGUUACAGGGAACCAGGCAGAGGGCCUUCUUGGUAGUUCUGCCCAGAUGUCAAAGAGCUAAACAAUCAUAGGACUUUUCGCAGGCAUGUGAAGGCAGCCCUGUUUCAGGAACCUUUGAUGUUUGAUGUUUUUGGUGUGUUGCUUUAUACUUUGCUGGAAGCCACCCAGAGUGCCUGGGGCAACCCAGUCCCAUAGGCAGGGUACAAGAAAUUAAUAGCAACAAGAACAACAACAACAACAACAACAACAACAACAGCCUAAUAAAUCACAUCAGACUGGUUCCCUAAUUGAAAUCCAUCUGUUGUCUUAAGCAAUCACUAACAGAACAAUUGGUAGUUCUUUGGGACUCAUUUUAACCCCACUUAUGUGCUAUUAAACUCAGUGAGUAGGCAUGUAUUGGGCUGCAACAUGUAUUUACAGAGUUCCCAAAUGGCUAUUUAGCACUUGAAAUUUGUCGCUUGUAAAAUAUGUGAUUCUGUGUCAUUCUGAAAAGCCAUUUAUGGUCUCUCCGAUACAUGUGGUCUGUGGCUUCAUGUCCCCCGAGCCUCCGAAGUUGCUCCACUCUCUUUGGGGUGCUUCAUGGAUGAGAGCUAGAAUUCCAGGAACAGCCUGGCAUGAAGGGGGAAGCUUGUGGAUUAACUGAGCAGAGAAGCUUUUGCCCCCUGUUUCUAAUGAUGGGUGACAGCCAGGGGCAUCGGUCACUUCUGAGGUUGGAUCUCUAGCCUAGUAAGGGGAAGGAAGGCAAGAGAAGCAGCCUGGGACUUGCUGAAGAGGUUCGCCAGGUUCCCCCUUGCUCAGUGCACUGUUGUGGCAUUAUUCUGUGCUUUUCACAUGUACUUUAAUUCUCACUCUGCAUAGUAAGAAAAGCUGGGGGAAUCAGUCAUAAAGCUAUUAUUGAGAGAAAUAAGAUCUGUAUUUAAUUCUGUAGCCAGAGAACCAAUCUCAUACUGGAGGGUGGGGUGGGGCGGGACAUAACAGUGUGUAGACAAAUCCUUUGAGGGCAAUCAUAACCCUACGGUAAUGAACACAGUAAAAAUCCCCUGUAUGCAUAACAUUAUCAACCAGAAGUCAGCCAUCAAUAUUUCAAGGCAGCUUUCCCAGGAAACUCUGUCCCUUUGACAUUUUAAGCGAUCAACUGAUUAAAGAAGUGAAAUGCUGAAGAUGCUGGUAAUUUGGUUUGACAGAACUGAUGCCCUGAAGUGUGAAAACUAACAACUCUCUGUAGAAAAUAAUAUAAAACUUUGCUGGCUUGCAGCAUUGUGCACGAUCAAGCCCCAACCAACAUCUGUAUUAGAUCACUUGAGUCAUUUUGUAUGAAAAGUGCUAAUGUGUUAAGAGGCACCCCUAAGGCUGCAUUGUAACAUGUAUCCCGUCUGCUUUGAGCGAAGCGGAGCCCAUCUACUCUGAAAGGGAGUAUGGGCUAUAACUUGCUCUUUCGUCCUGCAUUCAGAUCAGACCAAGGUUUUCUAUAACCUUGAUGUUUUUCCUAUGUAUUUGUGCUUUCCUCAGAAUACAUAGAACAGAGGGUGGAUUUGGCUUUAUAAAUCAUGUCCUAAUAAAUGUAUAUUGUUUUGUGUCUCCUGUCUGAUUUCUUUCCUAUCAUGGUGGGUUGUCUUAAGGCAAGAAGCGCCACAAACUGGGAAAGUCUCUUGCAGGAGUCCAGUUCAAGUAAAACAGAUAUUGUGCUUGAGCUUUGUUUGUGUCCUCGCACUAUCCCUUAUGCAGAGCAAAGCGUUUUCUUUGUGUUUGCUGCUGAUUGCACUAAUAGAAAGAAAAGUAAUAUUGUUUUUGUAUGUGUUUCUGUUCUCCCUCAGAUCACAGACACUAUUCAGCUGCUCCAGGAUAAAAUAAUACAAAAGGAUAGCAGGCUUUCUAAAGCAAUGGUUCAUUGUGGUUCUUUGCAUAUCACCCUCUCUGUUCUACAUUUGGCCAGUGAAGAAGCAGUUGACAAGUAAGCAUUUUACUCUGAAAUAACAUGCUGUCUUAAAAUCUACUUAAAAGUGUGGUAACCCAAAAAAGGGUAACAGAAACAUUCUGGUUUCAUUUUAACUAUAAUUAUGACAUUAAUGACAUAUGGCUGGGGUUAAUAAUUUAUAUUAGUAGUGUUAUGCCUUCUGUGGUACAGAGGAAACUUUAUCCGUAUAAAAGUGCUCACAUCACAUAGGUAAUAAGGGGACAAAAUUAUAUGCAAACUACGGAUAAUUAGCUAUGCAAACUGGAGACUGCUGAUCUCCCCCCAAAGAUUCCUGCUAGCCCAUACCUUUGUUAGUAAUUUGGAGCCCUGUGUGCAGUUCUCGUAGCCUCAUCUCAAAAAAGUAUAGCUGGAAAAUGUAGAAUGAUAAGAGAUUGGAGCACCUUCUUUAAAAUGAAAGGCUAAAGCAUUUAGAGAAUUUUAUGUUUGAUCAAAGAUAAUUGAAGGCCAAACUAUAGAUUACUUUAAUCACAUAGCCUAAAGGUCAUAGCCCUGAUGAAGUGAAGAAGGAUGGAAUUUUUGUCCAGUUUACAUCUUCUUCUCAACAUGCUGCAGUCUCAGUGAUGCUUGGCCCCCUCUGACCAUGCCGCUUAAUAAAUACAGUGGUACCUCGGGUUACAGAUGCUUCAGGUUAUAGACGCUUCAGGUUACAGACUCUGCUAAUCCAGAAAUAGUACCUCGGGUUAAGAACUUUGCUUUAGGAUGAGAACAGAAAUUGCGCAGCAGCAGCACGGCGGCAGCGGGAGGCCCCAUUAGCUAAAGUGGUGCUUCAGGUUAAGAACAGUUUCAGGUUAAGAACAGACCUCCAGAACGAAUUAAGUUCUUAACCCGAGGUACCACUGUAGUUAAAAACAUGGAUGUAGCUUAGCUGCUACACGCUAAUAAAUAUAUCAUAGCAAAAGGUUUUGUAGACCAGAGCCCACAUAUCAGAUGCAUGCAGGAUUAUCCUCUGCUGUCAGGAAUACAUGUGUAUGAAGGAAGAGAAAAUAUAAAGCUAUUGAGUCAAAACACCAUGAAAUGAUAAAUUCCAACACCUGUCACUGGCUAAUCUCUCGCUCGCUCGUACACGCGUGCGUGUGCGCACACACACACACACACACGCAAUUCUUAUAUUAGUACAUUAAUAUCCUGACUUACUUCUACCAUGGGCCUCAGUUUAGUAUCCAGGAGGUCUCCCAUCCAAGUACUCACCAGACUCAAACCUGCUUAAUGUCAGGAGGUGGUUGCAUUAUGUGCUGUGAGGCCGUAUUCUAGUCUAUAAUGGCCUCUUUAAUAGUGAUCCUUGUAAUAAUGAGGUGUAUAGCAACUAGUGUAGUUGAGUCAGCUAAUAUGGUCUCCAGUAAUGGAGUAAGAUUGCAAUCUUAUGCAAACUUACUUGGGAGUAAUCCCCCUUGCACUCAGUGGAGCAUGCACAUGUCAUGAGUGAACUAACAAAUUUGCUUUGUGAACCUUUUGUACACCUCUGCCUUUGGCUCUUUGUUUUUGACAAAUUUGCUUUCAGCAAAGUUUGGCAUGGGCUUAAGUUGCUCAGACUUCUCAGUGCUGUAGCUAAUAGCUGGGUAAUUUAAUGAAAGUGAAUCACAAAAGAGAAAUGGACAAAGAGAUAUAAUGAGUCCACAACCAAUCCUUUCAACAGCACUAUGCUAAAAGCUAAAACUCUUCCAUUUGUUUUGCUUCCAAUAAAUUUGGGUGUGAUCCUCAAAGUCUCGAGUGAGUGGCUAUAGAGCUCUGUCAGUGUGUGAUCAAGUAAGGGCUUUGAGGACUGCAGCAGAAUUAGCUCUCUGCACAGCUUUAAAUUAAAAAUUGAAGAAGGGAAUGAUUUUCCUCCUUUCUGACAAGUGUAGUCUCUAGUCAUUAAAUGUCAUGUUUUGUUUCAUAACGUCUCUCGAAAUGUGCACUGCUUCUGAAGAACUGCUUUGCCACAUUCUCAGGCCUCUCUCUCUCUCUCUGUAGUGCAACAUCUUUGUCCAGUUCCAAAACCUAUACAGUAAUGCAGUUUACAUUUCCGCACUCAUUAUUUCUGAUUGGUAGAAGUUGUGUCAACUUGAUGGCCUGUAUAUUUGACAACACAAGUGAUAUAUGCAAAUACCACUUGAGAAACCUUCAGUUGACAGGAAAAAAGUUUCAUCUUUCAUUAAUUAAAAAUAGUAAACAUUUAGGCUUGUGGAGAAACCCUUUAAAACACAGCAGGCUUGAGCAGCUUAGAAGCCAGAAAACAGCUUAUUUGUUUCUUGAUUUGUUCAGUUAUUUAGGCUUUUAUUCUGCUUUUCUGUUAAUCCGCUGGACCAAUUACACACACAUGUCAGUUCCCCCUCAAUUUACAAGGAUGUGUCCUGAUUCUUGCUACUUCUGCUUCACAUUAGCCACCAGGAAAGCAAUCAAAGGCCACACAGCCAAGACUUUGCAUUGCAGUGUAAAAGUGUGCAAGCACCAAUCACAUUGCUCACUCAUUGCCUGGAUACUUACUAUGACCCCAGCAGUGGCCUUAUUAGACUGGGAGGUACCCACACAAAGCAGGCAAUCUAUGUGAUUGAUACUUGCAUAUGUUGCUGCUGCUGUGUGCAGCUUGUGGAAAUGUACCCCAUCUCCAGUCCAUGUGUUAGCUUAGCAUCUGCAACGGCUUCCAGUGUAAAUAAAACCCAGGGUUGUGUGGCUGUCACUGGAAUGCCUCCUUUGGGUGUCUUUGUCGCCACAGUCAGCACACAAAUUCCUUUGCAUCUACUCUUAUUAUUCCUGAAGCAUGUUCUGGUCUGAACUGUGUGUUUCUCUUCACUGUUCAGUUUAUUUUGAUUUGAUUUUAAGGGCUUUCUCUGCGGUGGUGCUUUGGUUUACGUAGGCUACAUUCUUCUGGUAUUGCUUUCUACGCUCAAGCAAAAAGAGCCCUCCAUUCUUCAUCUGUCAAAGCCUCUUCUCUGCAGUUCCCAUAGUCACAUAUCCAGAAUUUCAGAGGAGGCUGGCAGGAAGGUCCUGGACUUCUUAGCAGCUUACCUUAACAUUCACAAUCUCUCCCUUACAUUCCUCUACAUAGCUGUUACUCUCAUGACUCUCAUAUCUUCCCAGUACUCUCUGAUAGUAGAUUGCUCAAGAUAUUUAAAUAACCUAUCUUUGCACCCAGCAGACAAGUUACCGUGCAUUCCUCCAGUCCCUCACCCCACUAGUUAUUUUCUUCAUAAUUGAUUCACCCAGAACAAACACUUUGCAUACCCAGCCUAUUGAUGUUUCAUCUUCUGCAGGGAUGUCCUUAUCUGAGGGGAUACUCAUUGUAGCAAACAGGGUGUCCUUGUGGCCUGGGGUUGUUGAGUAAUCCUCAGCAGUUACUGCUCUAAUAAUUGUAUUUAUGCAUUGCUGCUUUAAUCAUAAUAGGAAUUUUAGGUCACAGCCUUUUUUAUUUGCGAAGCUUAGCAUUGAACUCACUGGUAAUACUUGCUUGAGUACAUUGACCUGGUUUUGACUCUGCCUUUAACAAAGCAAUUCGUAGGGAAGAAAGGCCAGAAUGAAAGGAGACUGAAAAUGUUGAGCUCGCAUACUACAUUUAAAAUUAUUAAGCUCCCAGCUAGCUUCACGCAGAAUAGAAAGCUGACAAAUAAGCAGGUUUUUUCAGUGGCACAAUGCCAGAAUGAAAGUGAAUGCAACAGCAACACAUCAUUACCCGUCCUCAUCUUCCAGCAGUUUUGUGCCUUUCUUCUUCCUGUGGGCUUUUGAAGUGAAUCGGCCCUCAUACCUUCCCUUCCAGAGAUUUCUGUUAUUUUGCACAGAACAUUACUUUGUGGAAACACCCUAGGCCAUGACCCCAAAUGGAGAAGUGAUAGGUAUUACAAAACAAAUUUGAAUCCAGCACAGUCUGUGUCACCAGUUUGAGAGGAUUCUGCUGUAAUGUGAGAUCCAGCUGAUCCCUGAGGCGCAGAGCUCUCAUCAAGGGCGAGGUUGUAUGUUUUAGCAGAAGUGAGAGCCUCCCGUGCUUCUGCUUUCUUUGCUGCACUGUAAUUUAUGAACUGGCUAUUGACCAGAUACGGAGCCCAUCACACAGAGAGUCUACUGAGGAUAGUAGCUUAGUAAGCCUUCAUUUUCAGAACAGCUAUCAAAGGGUAUUUCUGAUGCAAAAGGCAAGCUGAGCGACAGUAGCAGGAGUGAAAAGGAGGGGGGAGGGAAGGGGGUGUCCAUAUUGUAAGGUGAAAAGAAAGGGAUGUCUUAAUUGACAGCAUAUUCUAGUCAGUCACCUGCAAGUAACUUGUUCAUAGUGUGCUUUUGACACAUCAAAACCAGUAUAAGUCAGUGUCACAAAUGCACUAUGUGGCUUUCAUUUUCAUAUUUUUUUGGGGGGGGGGGGUUGUAAAUCUGGUGUGCAAUUCAGGAAUGAGUUCCGGAAUUUCCUAUGCUCCGACUUGCACAGAGCUGUGCACAAGUUUCCUCUUGCUCUUUUUCUCUCCGUGUAUCAUAUUGAGUUCACCUGUGCAAAGUGGCCAGCUGCUCUUCACAACUGCUCCUUACAUGAUUGUGUGAGAGACACCAGUUCAGAUUCCGCCAUUCAGAGAUGUAGCCAGCUCCUGUUUGCGUGGCGACUGGAAAAAUGUGCUGCCAUAACAGCAGAAACUGUUGUCAUAAGCAUGCAGACCAGUUGCUCUUGAUGUUUCUCCACAUGAUGCCACAGCCAAGAAGGGAUUAUGUGGACCCGUAAUGAACUGAAGCCAUCCUUUAAAGCAGUGUUUAUCAAGGAACCCUGGAGUUCCUCAGAAGCAUAUCUGGGGCUCCUCAGAAAGAAUAGCAGUGACAAAUGAGCUUCCUUGAAAGGCAGCUCGCUUACGAUUUCCAUUGCAACAGGAACCUUCCCUUGUAGUUUGCUCCCACAGGAAAUGACUAAAUAUGUUUAUGAGGUGCAGCUGCAUGCUUAUUUCAUAUGGGAUGAUGUUGAGGCCCAAAAGGGCCUGCUCAGUGCCCCAUGUGGUCCAAGUCUGUGCCGAGAAUGUGCCCCAGAGGUCUCUUCAAUGCACUGUGGUUUCAUGGCUAAGAGCUCUUUGGCAUACAAGAUAAUGUGAAAAAAUACCCAUUGAAAGCUGGAAAAAUUUCAAGGAGGUAGCUGUUAGGAUGUCUGCCUGCCUUAAUUUUGUUGGAGCUGUGAUUGCAGCCUUGGUGCUAGCCAUAAAAGAAAGUAUUGCUCAGCCUGCAAUAUCUUUCACUUCAGGCAAAGGGGUCAAAACAGGUAAGUAUUUCCUUUCAGGACUGUAGGACAGAGCAGGUAAGUUGGGGGCUGAUGGAAGUCAAAAUGAAGGUGGUAUAAUACAUCUUCAACUCACAAUAUUUAUUGAGUAGGCGUUCUCUGUUCUUGAGGAUGUCUGCUCACCAGGUAGUUACUGCCACCUAGUGACUAUUAAGUCAUUGUCCCAAUAAUAACAACAGAGAAAUAACUGUCCAGUCAAAUUAAUAAGGAGAGCCCUGCUGACCACAGCCUUUUAAAUAUUUUAUUGAUUUUUGUUAAGAAAUACAAACAUAGCAAAAAGAAGAAAACAAAGAAUCAAAAAUCUAAACCACAAAGCGUCAUGGCCUGGAAGGACAAAAGUACAGUGCAGCUCCAAAGGAAUAAAAAAAAUUGACUCAUACAAAGAUUCCCUUUACAGAUAGCAAAGAUAUAUUGAAAUGAAAGUAUUUUCCACCUGUGAGUUCUAUCUUUAUUGGGAAUAAAGGUUCAGUGAAGUCUUAGAUGAGCCAUACAUUUGCGUAUGCUCGUGACACUAAACAACCAUGUGCCUCAAUAUUCGUGUAAGAAAUAAAGAUCUUUCCUUUAGAUGAUUUUUGAUACCAUUUAGACACAUUUUCUGAGUCCACAUCAGAUUGAGAGCUGGUAUUUUAUAUAGCUGUAUAUGCAAAAUGUUUUAAUUCACUCUUGUCGUACUUUAAAAAUGGAGGGUGUAAAAUGCAACCAUUAAGAAUACUAAGCAGAAGAGUUGGUAUUACUGAAGGAGAUGAAUAACAUCAGUUCCUAUAUCAAUUUUUCCUCUUGAUAGUGCGGUUGGUGCUUUCAUGGCAAGUAAAGAUUUAAUUGAAGAACUACUGCAAGGAAAGCCAUUGGAUCUGUCUUUUCAUGGAACUGAUCACUUUAGACAUCAAGUUGGAUUUGUGAAGUUGACUGACAGUGAACAUGCAACCACUCUUUUAAAGAUAGCAGGUAACUCUUUUUAGCAGUGUCACAUAGUGCUCAAAAAGCAUCUCUUGACACCCUGCUAAUGUAGAUUGGUCCUCAUACUCACUUUUAUUUAGGAGCAGCUAACUUUGAAAACUAUCUGAAGAAGUGUGCAUGCACAUGAAAGCUCAUACCAAUAACAAACUUAGUUGGUCUCUAAGGUGCUACUGGAAGGAACUUUUUUAUUUUGUUUCGACUAUGGCAGACCAACACGGCUACCUACCUGUAACUUUGAAAACUUUGCAUAGCUGCGACAGCCUGAUCCUAACAUGUUUAUUGCAAAGUAAAUUUCACAGCAUUCCAUGAAAUGCUUAAGACUGCAUUUGGGCAGGCCAAUCCUGUCAUCACACCACACCAACAUCUGCUGCACCGGCGCUUGCGCAAACUGAUUCUAUUUGUGAUUCUAUGCACUGCUCUUCAGCUCAAAAGAAAACAAAACAAUAGUACCAGAAAUAAGAGUGAUAACAUAGGUGUGCCACCAGCCCCGCAGCACUCCUAACCACUUUGUCUCCAUCCACCUAUCACAAGACUGAUGACACACUCAGACCCAGCUCAGAUGCAAUGGGAAAUGGUGGGUUCCUCCUGUGAGUUGCAGUGAGCCUGCGCUUUGGUCCAAGCUUGUUCUCACAAAUCAUAGUUUAAGCAACCCUAACUUAAGUUUGAAAAUCUUUGGAGCAGUAAAUAGUUUAAAUUUGAAAUUGGACAUUUUCAGUCUCUUCCUUAAAGGUGUGAAGGAGGAGAGGGAAUGUGUGAACCUGAGAGUUCUUGUAGCAGGAAACCAUAGUUUUGCUUAAAGUAUGAAUUGAAGGUACCAGUGCAUGAGUAAUGAUGGCAGGGGUGCUAUGAUGUCACAAACCCAUCUCACAUUCCCUCCCACACAAUGCAUAAGAAUACUUCCAGGAAGAACCCACAGUGUUUCCUUUGUCAGAGACAAUCUCCCAAAAACUGACCAAUCACACAACUCCUUCCUUCUCUCUCCGCCCUCCAUGAAGGUCCUAGCUGUACGUAGUACUCAGGUGAGCUUAGUGGAGCUCAGUGGAGUAAUACAGGUUUACCAUAGAAGGGGGGCUCAGGUUUGAUUUCUUGCUGCAUGAGAAAAGAUUGGAAGGAGCCUGACAUGCACCUGAGAGAGUGUGGUAUGACUGGCGCAUGAAACAGUGACCACACUUGGGUCAUUGUCUGACUCCCACAAGGAAAAAUUGGGUCAGGGUAUAGAUUGGUAUGCUUGGUGUUCACCAAUAAACAUGUUUGUAUUUCCAAUAAGCACAGGGUAAAUAAGUACUUAUAUGUGUUUUGUUUGAAGGAGACCGUGCUCCUACUUGUAUCUGAUGGAAUUGAAUUUUGUCCAUAAAAAGCUUAUGCCAUAAUGAAAUUUGUGUGGGCAGAGUUCCGCGUAGGAGAUUGUUUCAUCAGUGCAAGCAUUUUUGCUCAUCUCCCCUUUGUUCUCCCACCUCUCCACACUGUUCUAGGGAUUCUCCCAACCUUCCAGAGGAGAUUUGGAGGAGGAGUCCUUGCAGUGGUUUCCACUAAUUCAGUGAUGGCCAAACUUGGCCCUCCAGCUGUUUUGGGACUACAACUUCCAUCACCCCUAGCUAACAGGACCCAGUGGUCAGGGAUGAUGGGAAUUGUAGUCCCAAAACAGCUGGAGGGCCAAGUUUGGCCAUCACUGCACUAAUGGAACCAGGUAGUUGACUCCUGCUGGGCCUUUGUCUUGAAGGUGCCUCAAGGCCCUCCUUUAAUUUUGCUACUACUUGAUAGUUGAGAGUUGUUUACCUGCUGCAUUUUUCACACUCAGGGCAAUGGAAGGCAUUCUAUGGUCACUGGAGUGCUUAGGCAGGAAAGGAUUAAGAACGUGGGAAGGUACCAUUGGUCUAUAUAUUUGUCUAUACUGACUGCCAGCAGUUCUCCAGGGUUUCACAGCAGGAAUCUUUCCCGAUCCUAAAUGGAGCCAGGGAUUUUAUGAAUGCAAGCUAUGAAUGAUCCUUUCCCUAGGGAUUGAGGGUGUUUGGGAGUCACACUUUGAGGUGUAGUUUUUCCCACCAGUUAGAUCCUCCCAUUGCCAGCAUGAGGUGUCUUGUCCCUACAGCCCCUGUUUCAGCAGUGGAGUUGAGAUGAUAGGUAGGAGUUUAUAUCUGGAAAUCUGAUUAAGUUCAAAACUUCAGAUAAUUCAUACUUGGAAACAUUUUGACAGAUUUUACUUAGCAGUCUUCUAUUACAGAACACAUAAAUGCCAGAUUUCCAUUAAACAUUAACAUCUAGUAGGAUGAGAUUAAUUGGAUAUUUAUUCAUUAUAAUGAUAUAUAAUUGCUCGCUGUUCUACUAGCUACUAAGUGCAAAUUCUAGCGAGCUUUAACAUCACACUUUACAUUGUAAUUCCACUUAGAAUGAAAAUGCUAGACUAAUUAACAGAUGUGCUAGUAAUUGCUAUGGAUUGCCUUAGAAUCCAGGGGGGAAAAGUUCAUUAUAACCUGCUGAUAGAUAUCACCGAAGUGGCUUUGAAGGGGCAUAUCACAGAUAUAUAAUAUGCUAAUAAAAAAAAGAGUCUUAAGAUCUAUUUCCCCCUCUUGAACAUUUAUGUUGAACAUGACCAUUGGACAGACUAAUUCUAGCUGCAUAGCAGCACAGGAUUGAUAAGAUAUACUGCCACAACUUAAUUAAGAUUAGAAACUCUGAUGCAAAUAAAGCUAUAGACAUUUGAACCUUUUCUUUCACACAUCUACAGUAUAAUAUUGGUUGAAAAUUUAUUUUCUGUAAUCAAAGCAACUUUGACCAAAACAUACUGUAUUUUUUGAACAAAGCAGAAAGGUUGGAUGAUUGACUUAAAUUUAUCCUUAAUUAAGAGAACCCUUCCCAGCUUUAUUAUCAGCAAUGAUUUUGGCACAUGGCAUUCAAGUUAGAAUUCUUUUAAACAUGUGCAGUUACUCCAGAGAUCAGUCAGUGAAAGUAUGAAUGCAUUUUCAAAGUAAGUUUAAAUCCAUGUGAAAUAUUGGUGUAAGGCAAGUUUUAUGUGAAAGAAAUAUACUAUGUUUAUCCGAACCCUGACUUCUUUUGGUUAUUUGCAUUCAGUAAUUGGUCAGGAAUUACAUUAUCGAGGUUUGGCUUCCAUUUUAGAUUAGCCAUAGUUUUAACAUCUAUCUCCAAAAACUUAAUUAUGCUUAAUUUUAAUUAUGGAAUGAAAACAAGUCAGCUUUAUAAACUCUAGUUUGUGGUUGGUUGGUUGGUUGGUUUGUUUCCUCUAACCAAGAAUUAGCAUUACUAUAGGUCUAUCAUAAUAUUUAAGAUACUCGACUGCUGUGGGUUUGGACAUUACAACAAGCUGUGAUUAGCUUAAAACAGAAGGAAAAGUUUUUGAACUUCUUGUCACACUGGAGGAGAUGGGCAAUGUUGAGCCUGAAGUUUUCCACAACUCAAUGUUAAGUCUUAUCUGAGAAUGCAGCUUUUGGGGGGUUCUCCCAUGCUUGUCCUGAGCCUUGUAUUUAACCGCAGGAACCAGAGUGCUGAGUCUGAUCCUAUUUUCUUCCACUGUAGCGGAAGCAAUGGAGUCAUUUUAUUUAUUUAUUCAUAAAUGUAGCUAAGAUUUCAGAUUCCAGAGCUACUCUAAAGGGAGGGAAAAGGGAACAAAAGUGAAUGUUGCAUAGGAAAACAGAGACCAGACAAUCUGUUAAUGCGUUUUUAUUGAAAGAAAUUUAACAAAAAGAUCUCAGUGCUGAAGAAAUGCCUGGAGUUUGUCAUUGUCCUUUUAGACUGUAUCCCAAAUUCCAACCGUUUCUUGGAAAAGGUUUCUUUUAAGACAUUAUUAGAGGCAAUGAAUGAUCUUUUGUGUUCUGAGGAAUGUGAAGUCAUACCAUGCCUGAACAUUGCGUGACUCAUAUUAAGGCAUUCAUCAAAGUUGCAAAGGCCACUGCCAUCUUGGUUAUCUUCUACAUAGCCUUAUAUAGCAUGCACAAGCUUUCUCUUUAACCCUGCUCUUUACGAAUAAUUAGUCUAAAACCUGUAUUUUUUCACAGCACAGUUGAAACUUACAGCAAAUAUUUCUGUGUUGUCUCAGCUCCAUUCUUUUUGUUUGGGGAGCCUAUGCCUUUGGCCCUGUAUUUCUGUUUAAAUUACAGUAGUUAUUUGUAACUAUGCAUAUGCCAAUUUUUUGGUGAUGCAUGUCAACUAUUUUGGCCACGAGUAAGUGACCACUCUAUCAAGGCUUAUGCAUUUUGCUUUUGCCACUGUAUCCUCAAUCAGCAUUCAUAUCAACUCACAGUGGGAUAUUCUAGAAAACACAAGACUGGUGCACUUAUGAAUCAAGAUCUAGCUUCAAUUUGUGUUUCUUUCAUGUGGAGUCAAUUUCUGGCCUAGUUCUCUUGCUUAAUAUUAACAGUGGUUCAUGGUUACAUGUUUACUGACAGUGACCAUGGGUAACACUAAGUAUGAUUGCUUUUUGAAGCCUAUUUUUCCCCAUUAUUUGAAGCAGAUUUGCAAUCCAUGGUGACAAGGGAACCGAGGGGGAAUUAACUUCAGGAAAAAGAGAGUAGGUGGGUGGACUUCCUGUUUUCCAGGCUGUAUUCUCAUUUGCAGUCAGUGGAUUAAAGAUCAGAGACAUCACCUUGCUGACAAAGGUCUGUAUAGUUAAAGCUAUGGUUUUCCCAGUAGUCAUGUAUGGAAGUGAGAGCUGGACCAUAAAGAAGGCUGAUCGCCGAAGAAUUGAUGCUUUUGAAUUCUGGUGCUGGAGGAUACUCUUGAGAGUCCCAUGGACUGUAAGAAGAUCAAACCUAUCCAUUCUUAAGGAAAUCAGCCCUGAGUGCUCACUGGAAGGACAGAUCCUGAAGCUGAGGCUCCAAUACUUUGGCCACCUCAUGAGAAGAGAAGACUCCCUGGAAAAGACCCUGAUGUUGGCAAAGGAGAAGGGAACGACAGAGGACGAGAUGUUUGGACAGUGUUCUCGAAGCUACUAACGUGAGUUUGACCAAACUGCGGGAGGCAGUGGAAGACAGAGGUGCCUGGCGUGCUCUGGUCCAUGGGGUCACGAAGAGUCGGACACAACUAAACAACUAAACAACAACAACAAGAAUUACUUUGGCAUGCUACUACUUUUUUUUUGCGGAGUGGGGUACUUUUCUGAAAUGGAAACAAUGUGAUUGCUAAUGUUUUCUCCUGUAGGCAAUUCAUUUUACAAGGCCCAUUUAAUCAUUUUUUAAAAAUAACCAGAAAAAGAGUUGACCAAUGCAGCAGAAUAAAAACAAAGGUAACAACAAAAUACCUCUGUAGGUUUAGGAUAGGUUCAUAUUUCACAUUGUAUGCUGAACAGAAAUAUUACUUACUUAAGGAAGAGCAUUUAUGUUCAAAACUUCUGCAUCCAUUGAUCUUCCUUUGCAAUUUAAUAAUGUGCACCAUGGGUCUUCGCUUUUGACAGAUAUUUAUUUAUUGUAAAAAUUCAUUGAACCUCUGUCAUCUUUCCACCUCCUUUCAUAUACACUGUACUAAAUCAGUAUAAAGAUGGAUAAGAAGACACUUGUUGGAUUAGACUAAUGGCCCGCGUAGUUCAAUAUCCUGCCUUUUACAGUGGUCAGCCAGUCUUCUCCCAUUGUUGCUUCCCAGCAAUAAAUACUUGGAGACAUAGUGAACCUAGAUGUUGCAUAGCUAGUAGAUAUUGUUGGAUUUAUGUCCAUGAAUUUGUCUAAUUCCCUUUUAAAGCUUUGGUAUAGCAUCUUGUGACCACAUCCACAUCUUGUGGUAAUGGUAAAUACAUAACAUACCCAAACUCUCACAUGGGACAAGUUGGUUCAUUAUGCAGACAGAGGCGUGCAGGCAGCAUUGGAAUUUGUGACUAAGUAAAGCAAAUGUUUGACCUUAAAACUGGACAAUAUGACUUAGCUUUACAACAAAGACUAAAUUAUUUUAGAAGGACAGUCAAUAUAAUCCCUCACAUUUCUUUCUAUAUUUGUUUUGAUUUAUUAAGCACUGUUAAAGAAUAACAAUUUUUUCAAUGAACUUAUUUUUCAUUUUUUUAGAUGAAAACUAGCAUUACACAAAACUAGCAUCACACAUGCCCUAAAACCUACUGCUUGGCAGCUUUUUGUGUGUUUUAGUCAUUGUAUAAUGUGUAAGGGCACCUCUUGUUUACCGCAUUACUCUUCUUUUCAAGUAAAGUUUUGUGAGUGAGCAUGAUACUAUGAAAAGGACCUACAUUCUCCAAGGUUCUUGGGAGAUUCAGUGCACUGAAUAUGGAUAGAUGCUUCCAUUAGACCACCAUUCCUCAACCUAGCACCUUCCAGAUGUUUGGAAUUGCAUGGUGACUUGGGCUGACCAGAGAUAUAGUUGAAAACAUAUGAAGGGUGCUAAAUUGGAGUAGGCUAUCUUAGUCAGUGCACUGUUUUGCUAAUUUUCAGGAUUAUAUAAUUUUUUAUUUAUUCAGUGGCACAAUGAAAUCAAUGUCUUCACUUCCUUGGGCAGUUAAGCCAAUUUUCUCCUCCUUUUAUUUCCUCUUCUGUCUCUAAAUCUCCCCCCACCGGCGACAUCCAUCUUCCUUGUUCUUGCUUCAUCUCUCUCCAUCACUAUCUUUUUCUGCUUCAUUUGUUGAGGAAUGGUUGUGCUGUUGAUGGUGUGAUCUAACUCAAGACAGGUUGAAAACCAACAGAUGAAGAUGAAUUACAUGUUGCAUGCAGUAGGUUCUGGAAUGCCAGAAUUGUUAUUCAUGAUUCACUGUUGAGCUAUGGCUGGAAGUAUAUAUCUUAUAGGGAACGUGUGUCUGCCAACAAAAGUAUCAUCUCAGCAUUCCCUCCUCCUGUAAAUCUAGUAAAAGAAAAUUUGUGGCAUGGUUUCCACUUGAGUUCAUUGGCUGCUGCGAGGGAUGUCCAAAAAUUCCACUCUAAGUGGACACAGAUUAGAAAUGCCCUUUGUCUGUGUUCGUGUAGUGCUCAGGACUGGAAUUCCUUGGAAGUGAAUGUGGUCUGCAUUUGUUCACAGCAGGGUGGGGGUUUUUUAAGUUCAUAGAUUAUAUAUAAUUAAUAUCAUAUUUUUUGACAUGCUGCUUUCUUUGGCAUUUCCUAACACUUAUAAUGUAGCUCAGUAGAUGUUUGGAACCCUGUGAUGAGACAGCUUAUUGAUGAGCCAUUACCUGCUUCAUUUAUUUUGAAAGAGAACAUAUGUGGAAUAAAUGACACAAAGUAUUUGCUUUGGCUGAGAAAGGUGCUGUCAAGGUGUGAGAAAGUCAUUUAUGUAUUCAGGUUGUUGCCAAAGGAGACUAGGACUGCAGGCCUAUACAUGUUGUCUCAGAAGUAAAUACAAUUGAAUUUCAUGAGACUUACUCCCAGGUAAGUAGGGUUAGGAUUUUAGCUUUCAUUUGCUUCCUAUUGUAAAUUAUAAAAACCAGUGGGGUGCAUCAUUCAUUCUCCUUCUUCUAACAUGAAAAAGUGAUCUCGUUGCCUAUGGGUCUUACUUGCACUCCUCCAUUAAGGUGCUAACCUGUUUGUCAAGCGGGAAGAACCAUCUUGAUUUGACUUCCCAGUUUGACCACCCCAAACCUAUGUUUUAAAGUAAAACCCCUUCCACCAGGGUUUUCUUGACUUGUAACUAAACUAACCCUCACCAGUGCUGCAGUAAGCGAAAUGAGAUUGGAUGACAAGUUUAUUCUGAACUAUGAAGUAAACCCCAAUGAAUUCAAUUGACUUACUUAUGAGUAGACUUGAUUAGGCUUGCAACCAUUGAUAGCUUUGUGAUGGGCCAUUAGCCAUUUAAUUAACUUAGUCUUCAAGGUACCACAAGGCUCUUUGUUGUUUUUGCUGCUGGAGGCUACCCCUCUGGAAAUUCAUUAGUUAUGGAAAAAAAAAACAACACACACAAGGAAGGUAACAGAUUUGUAAAUAUCUGCGUUGGCCGAGAUAUACAAGUUAAAUCAGAAUGUAGUAUUGGAGUGGAUUGAGGUAUGCUUGUACAUCCCUAGCUGUUAUUUGUAAGGGGUGUGGAAGUUCUCAACACAAUGACAUCAUAUCACAUGUUUUCUGUUAUGAGAUAUUAUCGGGGAAUGGGAGGAAUAGAUGUACAUCUACUUCUUUUAGAGGCAACCGCACAGGAUCCAUGUUGUCUAGUUCCAUUGUAGGGAUAUGCGAAUGAAACUUUUUAAAGUUUAUUCUUUCUACCAUGUAAGAUGAGAAGUGGGUUUGCAUUUUUUACUAGUGCCACACCGUUCUCUGGUAGAAUAACAAUAUAGCUUAUGACAGAAGCAAGAACAGGAAAUUAGAGAUUUUUAAGACCAGCCAGCAACCAGACCUUCUGAAUCUAAUUAGAUACUAAUCUCAUACAGGGAUUGUACAUGGCAUCAACAACAUCUGGGUUUUCCAGAGAGCCUGUACAUAAUUCUUGGCAGCAAGUCUCUAAACCAUUUCACACAGAGUUAAAAGCUCAGUCGCAGACCAGGCAGGGCCUCGGUAUUUAUGCAAACUGAUUAAUUAUUACACAGUGCAGAUCAGUUGAGCUGUUUUAGUAACAUGUUGUUAUCUACUAGAAGCAACAAGUUGCAAUGGUAUCAAAAUUGUAAUUUGGAAGUGGUCAGAUGAAGUAAGCCUCUUUUUUUGCUGUUGUUAGUCAUCUGUCCUGAUGGUUUUCCACAGAUCAGUUGUAUGCUGGCAAGACCAAGAGUGUCAGAUUAGAUCAUCUGGCAUUCUUUUUAUUUUGUUUGUAUUGUUUCCUAAAUGAGCUCAUCUGAAAGAUAUAACAUUCUUUGUACCAUUAUGACCACUUUAUUUCUCAGCGCUAGGAGAAGUGCUGAUUUCCUGAAAGCAGAUAGCUCCAUAGGUCAUUAACUGGAACAGAACAAUGAAUUGUACUAAAAAAAAGAAAAAUAGUCAGUGGCAAGCAACUUCAGUACUGAGAAACAACAGCAGAACACAGAAUGGUUAUCCUGUAAAAUUCAGACUUUGCUUGAGAGUCCAACUGUUCAGAGACAGAGAACUGGUGUUCUGGCCACAGGAGGGAGCCUAUAUUUCAUGAACAGAGCAGCACACUUUUAAAAGCAGCUCCAGAGGGUGAAGAAAGAUAAUAGAAAACAGAUCAGUUUUACUGUUUUCUCUCCUUUGUCAUAGGAAAAAUAAUUUCCUUUUCAUGAGGACAAUAUGCAACAAGCCGCUGAACAUGGGAAUUACCUUUAUGAGUGUUUCAUGUGGAGAGUAGAUUAAUUUAUAUUGCUUUACUUUGUCACAUACGUUGUAUCUUGGAACAGUCCACUAUGGAAAGAACUGCCUACACUAGACCAGAUGAAGAACCCAUCUAGUGGAGCACUUUGGCCCACCUGAGAUGUGACAACAAACCAUGGCUUGUUCCAAGCAUGAGUAUACAUUCCCUCUUCCUUCUGCUUCAUGUGUGAGGGAUGACUGAAAGCUUCCACUUCCUCUUAAGAAUAAACUAUAGCUAGCACACCAGGAUAUCACACUAUGGUUUGAUCCUGGUUUGUUUCAAUUUACAAAGGGAGAAGACUUAUGUCAGGAACCCACACAAUUUUCCUGAUCCAAAUUAUUUUCGCUCCUCUGCAUGGGUCAAAAGUGCCAUUGAAGCAAGAAUUUGGCAUCUUAUUUCUAUGAAUAUUGGUUUCACUAUUUUGAUGUGCAUGUUUCACUAAUGGCACUGUAUUUACCGUAAACAUAUAAGAAAUGGGUAUAAUAUCAGCGCUCAGAAAUUAUAUCUAUUUUCUUAAUCAGUUGCAAUUCCUCAAAUUGAAGCUGCUGGUAUUUUAUUUCUUUAAAAGCAAGUGGAACUUAAUUUCUUCAGGUUGGUAUCCCAUAUUAAUAAAACAGGACAGAAACAGAGCGACCUGAGAGUCUUCUACAUUAAAUAUACAUUAUUGUAUGCCAUUUUGGUCAUUUAUACUUCAGUGAGUAUAACACAACAGAUGGAAUAUUUAAAUAUAUUCAUGACUGUAGUGGAACAUAUAAAAAAGUAAAAUGCUUAUGCAGGUUUGGUAGAACAGAAACCAGAAGAAGUAUAUAUCUAGUACAUUAAUAAUUAAACCUAAAUUAAAAGAAGCUUCGUGGUAAAAUUAUACUGCUAAUAUAUUUUUGGCAAGAAAAUAAGGUUAUAGGGAGAUUUAAGUGAAUAAGAAUCAAUUAUCCCAAUCAGAAGAUAUAUAUAAUUUGAUUCUGUUAAAUUACUUCAUCAUUUUGGUUUAUAUUUUAACUUGGGAUGCUGGAUAGUAAAAUUUUAAUUUGGUUGUUUUUUUAAAAGUAUCAUUACAUAAAACUGUGUAAAUGCAUCAUAUUGAAUUCAUUGUGUCUUCUCUACUGUAAAUUGUUAUUGAACAAUUUAUUUACAGUAUAAUCCACCAACAGCUGCAGGGCCCCUACACUUCCCCCUUUCCAAAGCUUGCUCAGGCUGAGUCCUGGCAGGUCCCAGACAUUCCUGCGAUAGCACAGUGGGGUGACUGUGCAACAUCUGUUGUUGCUGUUUGCAGCUGUUCAGAGUAGUUACAACCAUUUCCACUCAGGUAUUGGAAGCUCAUAAUUCCUGAUUCUCCAUUAGAUACAGUGGCUUUGUGGAUAGUAUAUGGACGCUUGAGUUGUAUGCUGUCUCAGAGCCCAGAGAGGUCUGGGACUUGCCGGGUUUUGAGUGCCUGGUAAACAAAUAUAGUAUCCUAUACCCAUCUAGUAAACCACUCUGGACCCUAUUUCAUACCAGGAAAAUGAAAACACAGAAUAAAAUGUUAGCAAAUAUAUCUGUGUUGAGGGCUGGCUUUUAGAAGAAUGGUGACAAGAGAAAAGAGCAGAGUUGUAGGAGAGUAGAGAAGCUCAGUUUUGCCACUGAAUCAACCAUAGGGGGUGAUUUAUUGUUCUUGGAAGAACAAGUUGGGGAAAGAGCCAUGCUGAAAUGGAGUAGCUGAGAGCUGAUUUGCUUUGCUGUUCAGCUUGUGGACAUUGGUUUUCAAUCUAGUUGCUGGAGUCUGAGCUGGUUGUAUGGUAUGCACAUGACCAGCUCAGCCUGUGGCAGUGCAUCUGGGAAUCAGCAUGGGCCAACUCAAAACUAGAGCCACCCUGGGGUGAAAUGGUUGUGAAAUAGGCCCAAGAUAGCUUAUCAAGGUAGAGCACAUUGACUUUGAAAGUUGAUAAGCAGAGAGGCACUGGAAGGAAAAAACAGAGGGUUGCCUAGAAAAGCUAUUUAACUGGCAAAUCCACAGGUCAAGGCACAUGUGGAGUGGUGAGGGUGAGAAAGUAUCUCAUGAAUCAUCUGUAAGUGCAGGACUAGGGACGCUAUUGUCGGACUACAUUGCGGUAAGACAGUUAUUUCUUAUGCCUUAUUCCUUAUCUUAGACUCCAUUACAGACUUGAAUUUGUUUCAUUUUGUUUCACCCAUUAGUAAUGCAAUAGGGCACGUAUUCAGGUUCUAAUAUGUACACUUGUUAAUGCUCUGACCUUCAAUGAUGCAUCACAAUUCUAAUUUCUGAAAUUCUGACUGGGUUCUGUUUUGAGAAACAUGCCUAAUUUCUUCGUUUUGAAAUUAUUGGAGAGUAAUUACUGACGCAUUUCCUGAGUAAACUUUCCACAAGGAAAUGGACAUCCCCAGUAAUUUCUAACAUUGAUUAUAUGUUUUUCAAGCCAUUUGAAAUGGCUGUUUGCCUCUCAGCAUGUGGCCUCCAUACAAAAUCAAUACCAAAUGAAGCUCUGACUCAUUCGUUAUUGAUCUGUCUAUGCCAUUAUUCAACUCUUGGGACUGCAUUUUUGCUUGAAAUGCAAACAAAAGUAUUUUCUAAUGUAUAUACAAAUCUCUGGUUCUUAAGAUAAGAGCUACUGGGGAGGUUAUACUUUGGGUACCAUCUACCAAUGAAAUAAAUAAAAAAGGAUCUGUCAAAGCAAGGAGUAGGGCCUUCUCAGCAGUAGUGUCCCAGUUCAAUAUUUCCUUUCAGGGGAAGGCUCCCCAAAGAUUGCACUUAAAUUUCUUUUUAGAGACCGCUUAAAACAUUUACCAAGAUGUUUAUAAUUUAAACUUCUGAGUUAUUGUUUCUGUUGAUGGGUUAUUGAAGCAGAGAGGUGUUUGCUAGAUCUUUUGCAUAUUUUGUGCAAAUUACUUGUUGAUUUCUUUAAGUGUUUUUUUUUUUAAAUCAGAGUUUUUAGUUGGAAAGGGAAGUGAACAAGAAAUUUAGUAAGUAAGAGAUUCAAGUUACUGUAAUUUAAAACAAGGAUGGCGGUAGGUGGAUUGGAUGUGGGUUCCUGAAAUGCUGUAUCUUUAUCUCUCACCACCACUGUCCCUGUUUAUUUAGUUUCACAUGGAUGAAAAAUAAGCAAUGACUCUUCAUGGAUGCUCCAUAUAAACAACAUUUUAUUGCUAAGUGCUUAUUCUGGAGUUGCAGUUUCCAGCUUGCCUACUGAGUAUAUCUUUCAUAAAGCACAUACAUUCCCCAGCCUGCUUCCCUCCACUGUUGACCCCCUCCUGCUUGAGCACCUAUAUUCCAUACCAGAGGUGCCCUUAGUGCUGCUAGGUAGCACCAGCUUUACAACAGACCAUCUGAGGGGACUGGAUUAUUUCAACCUCUUGGGUGAGAGUUUAGAAAACAUAGAGGCUCCCUAACAUACAGAAUUUGGCCAUCCCUGAUUUUGCUAGGAUUUCAGUAUUCCACAGACCAAAACCCGGACACCACCACCAUUGGGGCACCCCCCCCGCCGCUCAUCUCCGCAGCUCACCCCCUCCUUUAGGGUUGCUGGCACCUGGGGAGGGGUUACGGGAGCUGAUGCACUGAGAAGGAGAGAGGAGAUGGAAGGAAGAGAGCAACAUCGGGGGGCACUGGGGAGGGACGUGGAUGGCAUGAGGCAGCCCUGCGCUGAGAAAGAGAGAGGGAAUGGAAGGGAGAGAAAGAGAAAGAGAUAAACAUCGAAGGGCACUAAGGAGGGGCACGGCUGGUGUGAGCUGACCCCCACUGCUGGCAGGAAAGAAAAGCGACCCCCCAGACAUUUUUGCAUAUUCUAAAAAAACAAAACCCUGUCAGAGAUUUUUACCCCUGAAAACCGGACAUGUCCAGGAAAAUCCGGACAAAAGGCAAUCCUAAAAUUAUAUACGGCGUUUCUAUACAGCUUUCUAAAACUUUAAAUCUGUUUCUUUCCCUGAAAACAGUUCCUGCUGUCAGUAAUUCAUUGCAACUGGAAAAGUUAAUUUUAGAGGCUCUUUGGGGGAAAAAACAUUAAAGUAUCAUUCUGAUAAGGGAGAAAUGGAACAUAGGAAGCUGCCUCUAAGGUUGGAGGUCCCUAUUUUAUGAGUGGGAUUGAAAGUGGCUUGCCUGAGGUCACCUAGUGAGCUCAAAGUAGUGGCAGGAUCUGAACCAGACUUAUGGCUCUGUCUUACUGCCCCUAGGCUACACGGGUUGUCUAGAGAGCUACCAUCCUGGUCAACAUCUUAUUUGGUGUUCACUUCUCUCAUACCCAUACCAGUCACAUAUACCCUCUAUCUCUUUGAGUUGAAUCCAACAAAGUCGUCCUCAAAGUAUGGACUUGUGGCAGGGGAGGAAAGGGAUAAAAACCCUCUCCACAUGCAGUAGCUCCUGCAAAACUCUAUAGAAAAGAUUUGAAUAUUGAAGUUAAGGGCAUGUAAUUUCAACAUUUGCUGUGGCAGUUGGAAACAAAUACAUAUUUUAAUCUUUUUUUUCUUGCGUGUACCGGGGUGGGGGUGGCAGCUAACCUGUGGUCCUGCAGUUAUUGUUGGUGUCCAGUUUCCAUCACCCCCUGCCAACAUGCCCAGUAGUCAGGAAUGAUGGUCCAUCUGCAGAGUCACAGGUUAGCUAACCUGGUUUUGCUCAGGAUGCAAUACUCACAGUGUCCACUUGGAAAGUAAGUCCUGUUAAAUUCAAUGGUGUUUACUAACAGGUAAGUGGGGACUAGGAAAGCAGCACUGGUUGUAUAGAUUUCUUAAGUGGAUAAUGCCAGUCGGGUGUGCCCACCUCUGCACUCCUUUCCUCUAGAGCAGUUUAGUCACUUGGUGAAUCUGCCUUCUGUAUGUUUCUCAUCUUCAGCGCGAAAACUCACAUCUCCCAUGGUCUUUUUCUUCUUUUAAUGCUGUAAGCAAUCUACACCCAGAAGCAAGGCCAAACAUAGUAAUAGAGAUGUAAUAUUGUACCAUUGGCACAAAACAAUAUUCUUCUUAAUCAUCCUGGAGAUUCCUAAAUGACUUACUUUUGCUGUAAAUACAGCUGCUGAUAAACACAACUAAACGGCACAUUCCAUUGACAUUUUUCAAGUAGCAACAUUAAUAUAAAUACUGAUUUCUUUUUAACAUAAGUUUGAUAUGCUGCAAUCUUGAGAUACCACAAACAUUAUUCUGAAAUGAGUUUUUAAUAUCACAAACUAAAUUUAUCCGAGUAGUGCCUCUGUAAAGGUUAAUGAAGCAUGCAUGUAGCCCAUUAUCUUUAAUAUGAAAACUCUUUAAUAGAAAACAAUUAUGUGAGCUUUGUCAUUGUUAUUAUUCCCCUAGGAUGAAAAGACUUAAAUGAAGGGAAUCAAUUGCAUCUUUAUGUAUAUUUUUGAAAUAAGUAUGAUUACCUUUAUUUUCUUCAUAUGAAGAGGCUUACAAAAUAAACGUCCUUCUGAAAUUGAUCAUUGCCUGAGUUAUUUUCAGGUUCUUAUGCAUGGGUUUAAUCUUUUGAAGAACCUCUGUGUAUCUGCCACUGAAGCCUGUACAUUGUAGAUUAUUUAGGAGUGGAGGUGGGGAGGGCAUGUAAGGAAAUAUUGCCACUUUGCACAAGGUGCCAGUCAGUCCUUUUGGACCUAGAAAAGACUCAACUCUUCACCCCUUCCUCAGGAUAAACUCAAACGGUUGGAAAUGUAUUUCUGGAAACCUUUAAGUUUUCUGGGGUUUUUUGUCAAACAACAUAAGAACACAAUCUGAAAACUCCACUCUUCCCAUAUUGCCUUUUUUAAAAAAAAUAUGUGAUUGGCAGAAUUCAGUCUGUGCAAUGAUUUUUUUCAAUUUUUUUCACAGUUCUUCACUAAAGUAGAAUAAGCAUUGACCCUGCUGAUUUGGGAAAACAGAGCUUCAGUUCUUUUAACUCUUACAUGUAGAGAUAUUUAUGCUAAUUCAAAGUAGGUUUAUUUCCAAUGACAACCAAACUGCUUUUUUAGGGUUGCUAAUCAGUCAUUUUAAAGACUUUUACAGACUGGUGCAGCAAUCCACCUUCUGAUAACAGCCAUUUUUAGAUUUCUCCUCCUCUUUGAGCAAGCUUUUGUUUAGUGCCCCAGCUCCACCCUUUCCUAUGUUUGUGGGACAAUAAUCAGCAGCUGUUCCUCUAAGGACUUUUUGUUUGACAACACACACCUCUUAAUCCUUUUAGGGAUCUACAUGGUACCAGAAGGCCAUAACAGCCAGAUUUAUUUUUCUGACUUCUUUGCUUUUAAAAAAAUUAAAAUCAGGAAGCUCAAGACAAAGCACAGUAACACAAAUAUUUUUUGAUCUCUCACAACCCUUUUUCAUUUGGUAAUAAUUAGCUUCACAUGGUAGAAAGUGGCGUAUUAACAUCAGACUAGAUGUUAAUAAGGUGGAAAGCUCCCAUAUAUGGCGAUAGACUCCAGAAGCUUUACCCAGAUGUUGGCCCCAGACUUCAGUAGGUGCACUUAUCAAUAAUUCCUGUGCAGACUCCGAACUAUAUACAUGGUCAGAAUCAGUAUUAUACUGAUAAUACCAAUCACUGCAUGUUUCGCUUAACAUUUGUAUAGGAGCUCUCGUGCAAAGAGAUCAACAAGAAAGAAAUCAGUAUGAGUUAGCACAUGUUGUACUACAUGUAUUGAUUUUAUAUGUGUAUACAAAUUGUAGAGUUGGAAGGGACCUCUAGGGUCAUCUUUCAACCCCCUGCAAUGCAGUAAAAAGUAUCCAUAAGAAUACACAUACAUGAAUUUGUUGAAAUAAAAAAUAAUAAUUGUCCAGUAGCACCCUUAGAGACCAACUAAGUUUGUUCCGGGUAUAAGCUUUCGUGUGCCAUGCACACUUCUUCAGAUACCUUGUCCAAUACAGAGCAUUCCUCCUUUAUUUGCUUCUGUUUAGAGUACAGAACGCUGAUCAGAUGUUUGAGCAGCUUCUUGGAGAGAAUGUGGCAUAGUUUCUUUACAUAGUCAGUAGAAUAGGUGGAUUGUAGAGGGUUCUUAAUUCUAAGACCCUUAGGUAUAAUGUCCAGGUUGUUGCAUUUAGUCAAAAAGGAGAUAUCAGUCUGUACCUGUGCAAGUUUCUUUGUGAGGUUGAUGGACUUCCAUUUCAUGCAGUUCAUUGUGGUGCCUUCCAUGAUUCUAGAUUCAGGUAGGUAGCUGUGUUGGUCUGACGCAGUCGAAAUAAAUUAAAAAAUUAAAAAAUUGUCCAGUAGCACCUUGUCCAGUAGAGACCAAUUAAGUUUGCUUAUACCCAGAACAAACUUAGUUGGUCUCUAAGGUGCUACUGGACAAUUUUUUAAUGAAUUUGUUGAAAGCCAAAAUGCAUGUUACUGGCAGUGCUUAGAACUGAAUCCAGCUUUCUUAACAUCUUUGAAUGUCACUGCUUUCUUUGCAUGGAAGGUUUGUAUGGAUUUACAAUAUUUUCAAGCAAUUAAUUCGAACAGAGAAGUGCAUGUCUGUCAACAGGUGUUGAUGGGAAAUACCAAUAAUUCAUAGGUAUUAAAAUAAGUGUCCAGUAUUGAUCUGAUACCCUUGGAGCUUUUUUUUUAAUUUUAUUUUUUAAAAAACAACCCAACAACAACACCACCCAGUGGUGAUUAUGGCAGGCUGAUAGAAGCCCUUUGUUGAGUUUUUCUUUUUAAACUAUAUUAUAGUUAUAACAAGCAACCAACACACCCCUUCACGCCAAAAUAAUAAUACAACCAGCCUAAGACACUAGAUCAGUACAAAAUAACAAGAAACAGCAACCCCGUAUGUACUCAAAUUUAAUGCUCACUGUUUUUGGCUAAAUUAUGUUGCGAAAAUUAAGGUGCACAUUAGAUGCAAUGCCACAUUUACAUUCACCAGCUAAUACUUCUUUGGUUUCAAGGUUCUGAAAAUUGAGGUACGCAUUAGAUUUGAUGGUGCAUUAGACUUGAGUAAAUAUGGUAAAAAAAAUACUCAACACAAUAAAACCAACACCUCAUCGCAACUGAUCCUGCUAGUCUAAAUGCCACAGUGUAUGUUGUUUUACUGGCUAUCAGUUACAUAGUUCUGUUAUGUUCCACUGGUACAUCAGUGUGAGUCAACAUUGCUAUGCCUAGAACAGCGUUGACCUGGCAAACUUUAGUCUUAGGUGGUACAAAUUUGGGCAGAAAUGAAUUGUGACAGAUGUAAAACAACACAUGUAAGCAUCACCUUGAGGGCUUUUUACCUGAUACAAAGCUAUGUUAGGAAGGUGGGUUUGUUGCACUAAUGAGCAUAGCAGAUUGGCUCUUUCCAUUUAAAAAAAAAAAUGCAAUUUUAAAAAUGUGUAUCUAGUUUCAAGUGCGUAAUUGUGUGGUUUGCUUGUAAGUUUAAAUUAGACUCUGUCUGAAAAUUUGUUCUCGUUUCUGUCUUGUUUUAUCAUUCAUAAUUUUAUCAAACUUUAUAGUCUGCACAAUGUUUGGAAUUUUAAAAGUUUCUCCAUUUGUGCCUACCUAGAUAUUGUGAGGAAGAUAUUUAAAGAAAAGGGCAUCGUCACAGGAGAUGAUAAAGCUUUUAAGCCUCACUUGACCUUCAUGAAGCUGUCAAAAUCGCCAAAACUACGAAAACAGGUGCAGUCACUUUGUACAUCACAAUAUCUAUACAAAUGGUGGGGGAAUGCUAUGACUUUUAAGAAAUUGUACUGUAAAGGAGGUUCAAAUUUCCAAACACAGUAACCCAGAAGUUAAGUAGUGAUUCUUAAAAAUACAGUGGUACUUUGGUUUAAGAACAGUCCGGUUUAAGAACGAUUUGGUUUACAAACUCCGCAAAACCGGAAAUAGUGUCCCAGUUUGAGAACUUUACUUUGGUCUAAGAAUGGAAUCCAAACAGUGGAAGGGCACCAGUAGCAGGAGGCCUCAUUAGGGAAAGUGCACCUCGGUUUAAGAAUGGUUUUGGUGUAAGAAUGGACUUCCAGAACGGAUUAAGUUCGUAAACUGAGCUACCACUGUAUAUAUUAUUUUGGGCAGUAUCCAAGGCAUUUGUUCCAUUAGUGCAAGAAUUCUCCCUCUAUGCCCUCCCCAAAUCUGUUCCAGAGGGUUGGCUGUGUGGCAAACUCCCUGAAUAUUGAUGGGGGCAAGAUAAUGUGACAGUGUUUUGGGUGAUUUAAAAGUUAGACACUCCUGUCAGUAAAGCUGGAGAAAGAUUUUCUGCAUGUGGUAGCAUUUACUAAUAUCCAGCAACAAGAACUCUUAAUGUGAAAUGAAAAUCUGUGACCACUUAUUCACCAACCAGAGGAUCAAAGUAAGGAUGAGGCAUGUUGGAAACCAAACUGGAAUUUUUAAACACACUCAAUGAGGGUUACAGCUUAAUGGUUACUCUGAUAAGAUACAGCUCUUAGUUUUGGUCAAAGCCACUUUAGAGAAGUUUUAUUUUAAAUCUGUUUCUAAUUAAACUGAUUCCUCCUGGAAUGGUUAUUUCUUCUACUAUGCUAGUAAAACUCUCAUGCAAAUGUCCACACUGAAUUGCAACAAUUAAAUUAUAUCUCCUCAGUGUAGUGUAUAAACAUUUAAAGUAUUAUCAUGAUUUAUAUUAGCCAAUUUCUCCUGAAUGUGUUCUGAGGCUAUAGAUAAUAAUCUGCCAAAUUUCUUUCCUUUAUAAUAAUUCAACAUUGGUUGUGUAGCCUGUUUUAGGUUUUUUUUAGAGUAUAAUAAACAUACUUAAGGCAUACUUAAGUUCAUAUUUAUUCUUUUUUUAUAUUAUUCAACAAUAAUUUGUUUAAACAGUAAAGAGAAAGUUUAUGUAAAACUGAACAAUAACAAUGAAUAGAACUUAGAACACAAAUAUAAUAUUUUAAUAGGCUUAUUUAAUUUUACCUAAUAAACAAUUCAAUUAUUUAAAGUAAUUUAUUUUUCUUAUAUUUAUUAGUAUUAUGCACCUGAAGAUGUAUGCUUCUCUUUCAAAUAAUCUUUCCAAAUAUCGCUUAUUGUUACUAUAGAAUUUCUUCAUUACCUAAGUAAUGCAGUGAAGGCCAGAGAGUUGUCUAAAGAUCCCUAGCAGUUUUCUCUCCUAGGACAUGAGCACUUUCAAGCAUCCUUUUCCUUCUGCCUUUCCCAAGGCAUUUCUGCCACUACAUUGUGGUAGUGUGUCAAGCACCUGGUAUGCAUGGCUGCAUUCAUUUUGGUGGAUCACAAGUUGUGCAGGCUUCUUUGACAUCUAUCGAUGAAUUAACUUGAGCAAGGACUCCCAUUUCAUUUGUUUGUCAUAAUCAACUAAGCACAAGCAAUUCAGUACAUGUUAUGCCUUUUUAAUAGGGUGCAAUAUGGUUGCUGAAGAGGGCAGCACCUCUUCACUCAUAAACUCCUUUAAAUCCAGCUGAGGAUUAUCGAGAUCCAGGGAGAGGAAUUUAUCUAUCAGAGAUUUGCAACUUUGCAACUGUUUCUCCUUUGAAGAAUGGUCAGUGUGUUGGAUGGGUUUCCCAUUGCGGAGCAACUCUGACACUUCUACUCCUCGGGCAAUCAAUUUAGGUGGCAUGCCAGCCAAAUCUGCAAUAUUAGCUGCAUGGCUGACAGUGGACAUGCCUUCUUUGAUCCGGUAGAAAAACACAAGUUCAUCUCCAUCUUGGUGGGUGUCCAUAGUCAGAUACUGCAGAAGAGGACUGUCAGGCAGGAGAUUCAGCUGCAUCAGGCUGUGGAAAUUAGUGGCAACAAAAAUGUGUGGGCAUUGGGUUGCUUGUCUAAUCCAGUACCUUAGCACAGCAGCCAGAAGAGAGAGGCCAUCUACUGUGUUUGUGCCUUUGCCAAAUUCAUCAAUGAGCACCAAAGACCUUUCAGUGGCAUUGUUUACUGCCUUGGCUACUUGGUUAAGAUCAAUCAUGAAAGUGGACAGUCCUAGAGAUACUGACUCUCUGCUAUGGAUCCUGGUGUAGAUUCCAUCCACUGCCCCUAUCUCAGCUUCAGCAGCAGGAACGUAGCUUCCAAUUAGGGCCAUAAAUGUAAUAAUGCCUAUCUGCUUUAAAUAUACACUCUUUCCAGAUGAAUUGGGUCCGGUGAGGAUCUUAAUCCGGCCAUGCGUUUCAGUGCUCUCCGCUGAGUUGGGAAAAAAGGUCUUUGCACAUAACUCCAUCAGUGGAUGCCUUCCAUCCUUAAUACGGAUCGUGUGGGAGUGAGAGAAGCAUGGACGGAUAUAUCCGUUCUCACGAGCCAUCACUGCUAAAGAGAGCAACACAUCUAAGUGUGCUGUGUAUUCAAUCACAUCACUAAGUACUGCAGACUUUUCCAAAAUCUUAGUCUGUAGCUGGUCCAUGAUCAGUAUUUCUUGAUCCCUUAUUUCACAAUGAAGAUCACCAAGCAAACUAUCCAGUUCCUUUGUCCUGGCACUGCGGUAGUGAAGCUUUUCUUCCGACAAGAACAUGAAAUCUAGUCCCUCAAUCUCAAAGUCACUCAUUUCCACCAUUGUGGGCAGCCGUGGAAUGGAGAGUAAGAAUCCUAUUAAGGGAAUAUAAAUAACGGUACAGGAUGGAAUUCUAUUAUCCAGGUCCUCCAGUUCUUUUCGGGCCACCUCUGUAAGGAAGGCUGAAAGCCCCAUCAGCUUUCGUUUCUUUUCAUCAAUGGUGGGAUCUACAUUUGGUCUGACAGUGAAGUGGUUUGCUGAGAUACUGCCUUCAAAAUCUACCACUUUGCUGAUUAGGCUGGCAAUAUAGUGUAGAUCUUCAGUGAAGACUUGUGAAAUAGUCUGGAAGAGCUCAAUGGUAUUGGGCAGAGAGCGACAUGUAUCUCUGAGGCAUACAGCACUGUAAACAGUUUUGUACAGUGCUUGCCAGUCACUUACCUUAGUGUUAGAAACAGCCAUGCGCCUAAGAAUCAGGGGUACAUUUUUAAUAUUUUUGAGGCAUUCCUGUAGGGUCAGAACUAUUUCAUGAUUCCGAGCUAACAGGAAAAAUUGGAUAACAUCAAGACGUUUGUUCAGUUCUGUCAAAUUGCGCGUGGGUCUCAUGAGCCACAGUCUCAUCAGCUUCUCUCCCCACUUGCAUCUACAGUGGUUCAGAAUCCCAUAUAAGCUGAGUCCUUCUUUUUUCCCACUGGCUUGUUUAUACACAGAAGGAUGCACUUCACUUUUAAAUAUCUGCAGCACAGAGUAAGCAUCUUGAUCUACGUGUACAAUAUCUGUCAGUACAAACUUUUUAAAGGCAAGGAUAGGAACAUUGACACUACUAUCUUCCAGUUCAACUCCAACCCUCCUCCUGUCAAGAAACUUCAGCAAUCCUCCUAGCACUCUUACCACGAGUGGGCUCUCAAAAGGAAUAAUAGACGACAAAUAGAGGAUUUUCUCAGUUGCUGUCAUGUCAGAGGGGACAAAAGGGAAUUGCCUCGAUAGGAUCCUUUGCUUGCUUACUUCUAAACCAAAAUCCAUAUUUGGAUACAGGACAACCUCUGGCUUUCCUCCUUCCUGAUGUUCUCCCAUAGUAUUACCUAAAUUGGUCAGGAAUUUGGCUAUGCUAUAAUCUUGCUUAGCACUACUUAAUAUGUAUUUGGGAAGUACUUCAUCAACCACUUUCUGGAGCAGCUUAAGGUCUUCAUUGUCUGGUGUGUCAGCCAUAAAGUAGAUAGAGCAGUCUCCAGUGUCAUAGUAGGCAAUACCCAGCUCUCCUCCAUACCACAAUACACACAUGCAGAUCUCAUGCUGUUCUUGUUCAUCUUCUUGAUCAAUGGUAGGCAAUGGUUGGGGUUGGCAGUUGGUGGCAAAAGAAGCAGCAGCACUCAUUUUUAACAGAAUUCUAGAAGAUAUGUGGCUGGGUAAACAAAACAUUCUUUUUAGUGUUUCAUUCUUUAACUCCCCCACUUUUCCUCACAAAGCUACCCCUCCCAUUUGGCUAUUUCUCCAAACCUAUGAUAUCACUGUUCUUAUUUCUUACAUGGCCUUGUUAUAUUUUAUCUUACUCUGUGCAUUCCCCUCUCACUAUAUAUGUCUCCUAAUCAGUUGCAGAAAAAAAGUGGGCAGAUCACCCAAGACCUCACUUCUGGUAGGCAAGGAGUAUCUAGUUUGCAGUGUUAAGGCAGGUGUCUAGUUCUGAGAUGCACAUUUACUGCAAUACCACACUCAUGACCUGGUUGAGGACAAGCAAAGUGUCACUUUCCUUAAACAAUUUCACAUUGUUUCUUCCAUUGCAGAACCCUUCCCUAAUAACAAGUUCUGUUAAUAGCCAGUUUCACAAAGUAGCACCUUAAAUUAAAAUUGCAGAAAUAGGUCCCCCAAUCACACUAUAAUGUUUUUUCAACAUUAUUCUCUAUGUGUAGUAAGGUAAAGUAUCUGCUUGCAUAUAUAUGUAUGAUAGAAAGACCAGGUGGUACUUCUGUGUUUGAGCAUUUCCUCACGUGUGCAAUGUGGUAUGCUUCAAAGUUGUAAAUGAAAGAGAGAAUGGUAUGAAUGAAUGAAGAGAGGUAUUGUAUAUGUGUUGAUGGAAGUGAAUGAGUGAGUCUGCAACGAGGAAAGAGGGAAAUGGAACAUCACCCUUUCCUACCUUUCUUUCUUUGCCACAUAUGCUAUAGAAACAAAACAAACAACAACAAAAAUAACUGUUACAACAGUUGUCUAACAACAAAAAUAACUCUUACAGCUACAUUUGAAAAAAAAUCACAAGAUUAUUAGACACAAAAGGCACCAGAAGGAUUCUAUGAUUGAUUGAUUGAUUGAUUGAUUGAUUGAUUGAUUAAGUUAGUAUUUUGUGAAGACGAUGCAGGUAACUCACAACUUAUACUCAUUUAACUUGUGCACAUUCAGCUUUACAUGCUUGGGGGUGGGGAAUAAAAAAAUAAAAUAAAAUGGGGUGGACACCAGGGGAAAAAAACAAACUUUUGCAAUCCCAGUCACCACUGCACCCAGUGUGUUUUGACCAUACACCAUUUUGGCUUUAGGCACUAUCCCCAGAAUGUAAGCCUCAUUUAAGUUUAGAGUCAGCUAUACUGUAAUAAUCUUACCUGAAUUCUUCUUAAGUUGCUAAUUGUGAACAGUCACUGUUUGGAGAGUCUAGAGAAAACAGAUAGAUUAUACAGAAUAGGUAGAAUCAGAUGCUUUUGGACCUUUAUAGAAAUAUGAAAGGUAGCUAAUAAACUGUUCAAGAAGUGGUUUUGAAUGUACAGGAGAGUGAGCUGGACUUUGAUAUGAGACUAACCACUAGAAAGUAUAAUUAAGAGGAGGUUCCUCAUUCUUUAGCAUGAAAGUAAUAUUUUACAACAUGGCUUUUGCAAGCAAAAUAACAUGAAAAAUGUGAACAAGGUAGUUUUCCUUCUACACAGAACAAGUAGAGAGCUUGAAGAAUAUUUAAAUACAAAAACAUAGUUAAUCAUAUGCAUGUGAGGCCUCUUGAGGUCAGUGUUUCAGCAUAUAUGAUAUAGUGGUUAGAUAAGAGAUCAGUAUCCAACCGUUGAGUGAAUCAAUGUGAUCCAUUUGGGGUCUUAUUCUCAAAUUUGGUGUACUAGUUUCUAUAAAACUCAUUAUGAAUUUGUGCGUGUGUUUGGAAAUAGUUGUCUGCUUUACCAGAUUACGGUUGUACGUAGUGUUUGAAAAGCCACAAAACCCAUCAAAGGUUUGGCAAGCCUUAUAACGAUCAUGGGAACCAGGCAGAGGGCCUUCUCGGUUGUGGCGUCUGCCCUGUGGAAUGCCCUCCCAUCAGAUGUCAAGGAAAUAAACAACUACCUGACUUUUAGAAGACAUCUGGAGGCAGCCCUGUUUAGGGAAGUUUUUAAUGUUUGGUGCUUUAUCGUGUUUUUAAUAUUCUGUUGGGAAGCCCAGCCAGAUGGGUGGGAUUUAAAUAAUAAAUUAUUAUUAUUAUAAGGUUGAAAACAUCAACCCUGGUUUGAAAACUAAUUAAAAAUGCUUUGUGAAUUAUGUUUCUGUUGCUCUCUUAUUGUAACAUUGGCUAGAGAUUAUAAUUAGACAAGGCUACAGGAUACUAUGAAGCUGGUUUAUAUCCCUUUACUGCAGACAAACCUUAUGUCCCCUCAAGCAGACAAAGAUGUCUGAAUAAGAGCUUAAAAAAAGAAGUGGAGGGAAACCAGAGCUCCCUCAUAAUAUAACCACUGCUGGACCAUUCCAGCCUGCUGGGGGGGGGGGGCGGUUAGAUACUUUAACGCUUUCCCUCAUAAAAUACUACUGCAUAUAAAACGAAAUGUCCCUUGCCAGUUAUGGAGUAAUUCUGGUAUGUUUUUCCUCAAUAUACCAUAGACUGUGUAACAGGAUAUUUGUCCUGUCAGGAUAUUGUAUUACGGCAGUGCCCCUUUAGUUCAGGUUCCACCAAAAGCCUCAAAAUUAUCUUCUUAAAGGUAAUUGUAGUUAAGUGGCAUAAACAUUGUUUAAAUAGAUAAAAAUUCUAUAGCUUCUAAAAAUGAUACCCGUUGAGCUUAUAGUUCGAAACAUGACAUAUGUGAGGUUUAUGAAUGUGUCACCUUGCAAACCCAAUAAAAAUUGUCUCAAAAAUGCUGAAGAUUAAUACUUGGGAGUAUAUACCUCAAAGUGACAGUUUUUGCUCCAGUAUUUAUACAGGCAUAUUUCUUUACAGUUGUGUGGUGAACUACUCAUGUAUUCAAGCUUGUUAAGGAAGACAUGUCUUCAUGGCUUUGGUGAAGUUAUGAAUGUCAAAAGUUCAAAUGUCAAAAGACUUUUCUGCCCCAUUAAAACCCAUGGUAGUAACUACUGGCAAAAUAAUACGUGGUGUGUUUGUAAUUUAAAUACUGAUGUUCGAAAUCCCCACUCAGCCAUGAAGCUCGCUGGGUGACCAUGGGCCAGCCACUCAAACUCGGCCUCGCCUACCUCACAGGGUUGCUGUAAAGAUAAAUGGGAAGCAGCAGAACUGUGUAGGCCACCUUGAGCUCCAUGGAGAGAAAGUGGAAUAUAAAUGUAAUAAAUGAAAUAAAAUAAACGUAGAGAUUAUCACAGCUUUUGCGGAGGGAGUCUGCUAGUAAUUUAAUUUAAUUACAGUUUAUGACAAUGCGGUGCAGAAGUUGCUAGGCUUUGGGGGCCUGUGGGCACAUUUGGAAAACUAAGAAGAGAAGAAGAGUUUGGAUUUGAUAUCCCGCUUUAUCACUACCCGAAGGAGUCUCAAAGCGGCUAACAUUCUCCUUUCCCUUCCUCCCCCACAACAAACACUCUGUGAGGUGAGUGGGGCUGAGAGACUUCAGAGAAGUGUGACUGGCCCAAGGUCACCCAGCAGCUGCAUGUGGAGGAGCGGAGACUCAAACCCGGUUCCCCAGAUUACGAGACUACCGCUCUUAACCACUACACCACACUGGCUCUAAGAAACUGUUGUAGGCAUCACCUCACAACUGCACACCCUCAACUGCACGCACAUGUCUCACAACCACACAUGAACACACAUUUUGAGGAAGCAUAAUUUGUGACAUUACACAACAUCAAUAUGGAUCACAGGGCCUGUCUGAUAAGGCAUUAGCAUUAUUUUUCAGUUUUCUGGCUUUGAAGAGCUUGAGCCAGUAUGACAUAGCUUUAAAUCAGCAAGGUUUUUUAAAUCAUUGUAUUGUAUUGAUCCUGCAGAUAUUUAACUAACUUCUGCAAAUUAUACUUGAGUUAUAAGAGUCAGUGUUGCAUUAGGGGUUAUCAAGACUCAUGUGGAGUUAACAUCAUUUACCACUAGAUGUCAGUGACAUUUCAAGAAUUAGGAAAAGCAAAGUAAUAUUUUGAACAGUGAGCAAAUAUUCUGUCCAAAUAUAUUCUGACACACUUGCUUUGUUUUUAAGCUCAGAAAGCUUCUUCAAAAGUACUUGAAUAAAAAGAAAUGCAGAAUUAUUAUUACUAUUACAACUACUACUACUAUUUCUGUAUUUCUUUUCCUUCCAGUCUGGAGCCCAGGGCAGUGUACAGCAUUAAUAAAAACAGUCAAUUAAAAAAUUAUUACGUUAAAGGCAAUUAAAAAAACUCAUUUCAUUCAACAGAACCCAAAUUAAAACUGCAGCAACAUAUUUCAACUGCUGGAACAUUUAUCUCCCCAAAACACAGAUGAACAAUAUAUUUAGCUGAUACCUAAAGACUACCAAUGAGGAGGACAGCUGUACUUUUCCAAGAAGGCAAUUCUAUAAUGCACUGAAUAAUUCAAACAGAUAUGAUAAAGGAACCAUGCAAUACGUAGAAUUAAAUUUGAAACAGCUGACCAUAGCAUCUUUCUAUUACUUGUCUUUAAAAUUGCUUAUUUUAAAUAACCAAGCCAAAUUUAUAUGCCUAUGGUAUGCCAGUAUUUUAAUGGAAUAAUACUCAUUAAAUAAUCAGGAGCCAGCUGUUUACCUCGACAGGUGCCCAAUAAUGCUAAUCUCUGAUUUAAUUAAUGUUGUGCUGAUACCAUUUACUGGUUAUACCAGACAAAAUGUAUUGUACCAAUCAACUGAGUAUAGGAUUUCUCUGUAUUGAUGUUCAUCCUGACCCAACAGAAGUGAUCUAUAGCUGGUAACAGGUUUUCAUUCACAGAUCUCUACUACUGACAGACAAAAAGACGCUAGGAGAGUGGGCAACUGCUUUAGGUAUGGCAUUUAAAUAUAGUACUUAAGUUUCUGCAGCUGCAAUGGACUCAUCAGCUGGAUUAUUAGCCAGCAAGACUAUCAAGUUUUAUUUCAGAAUUUCAGCAUGUUGAAACUUUGGUCAGUAGAACCAAUAGGAAAAUAUUAUGAAAAUCUAGUUAGUCUAUAAAGUGCUGUGCACAUUGAUGGUGCUGUAUUACUCUUCUGCCUCCUUGUUAGAUCAUGUAUUUUUUCUUUACUGUUUUAAGGGAGUGAAAAGAAUUGACGCAACCUUAUUUGAGAAUUUCAAAAACCAUCAUUUUGGAGAUGAAUCCAUGAAGCGUCUAGAUCUUUGCUCAAUGUUGAAAAAGAAGCAGCCUAAUGGCUACUAUCACUGUGAGUCCUCUAUCAUAGUAGGUAAGUGCAAUAUAUUUCUUAUGCUUUUCUGAGUUAGCUGUAAGUGAAAUGGCUUUUUGUUAUGUUCACUCAUCCUCCUACUUCUUUCAUGACCAAAGGAGUGUAGCAUAUGCGUGGACCUUUUGCUUAGUUCUUCAAGAUUUCUUAACACAAACGCAGUGCCAAGAAUGCAGCUUAAAUAAUGUUUCCGGUCAAGGCUUUGAAACUUGUUCACAUAAUAUUGCCUCUUCCUCAAUUUAUCUUCUUAGAAAAGUCAGAUUAAACGGGAAAUAAUAGGCACUGUUUAAAUUUAUAAUUGCCAGGGCUGUAAACUUCAAGCAACUUGAUUGAUGGAUUAAAAAAAAUUAAAGCUUUACAUUAACAUUAAAAUUGCUUUCCCCCUCCUGGAUUAAUAGGAGAGGCUGUGACUGAGGGAAAGUUGCAUGCAGGAGGUUCCUAUAUCCCACGCCAUUGUGUGUACAUGGAAAAACAGCACACUUAAAAAUGACUUACGAAUGGGAAGUCAGCUUAUAUUUUUCCUUUCCAUGUGAAACUACUCUAGCUUUCUAACAAUGAGAACCAGAGCCAGCUGAAGCAAACAGUGUUCAGCGUCAAUAAUUCAUUUAAGUCUGGAUCUUCCACGAUACUAAUAAGUUUCAUUUUUAAAAGCCAUUUGGAUUUUAGCAGAGAUGGCCUUUCUUUAGGGUGGCCUAGUGUCCUCUUCCAUACCAGACAGCCAGCUGCUUGGGAUUGUGCCCCUUUUCCCUGUUCAUCCAGUAAAAUUCAUGAAACUGGCACUUAGGGAAGGGGUUUUGGAGGUGGACAGGGGGUCGUGAUCUGACCUUCCUUUCUUUUUAAAUGCCAGAUCUGGUUCCAAGUGCCUCCUACCGCUUACAAAGCAGCACUGUUGUUGUUUUUUAAAGGUAAUGAAAUCUAUUUAUUUUUAACGUACUGUAUUGACAGCAGGUCAAGCUUGUUGCUGUGUGUGAAAGACGUGAGGACAUUUCCUUAAGGACAACUGCCAAAGGAAAUGCAAAAAGAAAAAGAAAAAGCUGCCAGUGGCUAGUACUGCGCCUAACUGUGCCACAUUAAGAGGGAACAGAAGCAGCUCUGCACCCAGAGCAAAAGCAACAGCUUUGACAGAAGUAGUAGUAGUAGGAAUACCAAACAGCUGCUAGGGAGCAACAGUGAAGGACAGAGAGGACCACCAGAAUGGGAGACAGAGGAGGAACUGAUUUGGGGUGAUAUUGGAGUGAGAUGCAAAUUAAAUAAAUUUAUUUUCAACAGUUGAAUGCCAUUUGUUUAUUAUUAAUUUCUCACACAGGUGAAACUAUUCUCUUCCUGCAAUAUCCUAAAAAGGCUUUAAUCAAUAUAUUUCUUUAUUUGUAGAAAGCCAGGUGACUAAAGCAUAAUUAAUCAACUUACAACCCUUAUAAUUACUGCAGCAUACAGAGGACUAAAGCAGAGUAAAGUUUUCAUUUGCUAUAGAAAUGUAUAAAAGCAGUGGCUUUUAUUAUUAAGUAACUACAUACCACAUUUCUAUAUUACUCAGUAACCAAAGACUUGUAUUGUGAUGGCAAAAAUACCUUUUGGUUAGCCUACAGGACCUUUCUCCAUCAGCUUAUUUCAAUGGGGCGCUUUCCUCAACAGUGAAAAGAACUAUACUCUUUACCCUGGGUGCCCCUGACACACCCCAGAUGAUUUGGUCCUUAUGACAUUUUUACUGAUAAUGCUGGUUUGUAACUUUGUAACUUUGCAUUGUGAAGUGCUUCACUGUUACUCCAAACGAAAAGUAGUGUAGAUACUUUUUAAUUAAAAUAAAUACAUACAGAUGUGCUAGAAGUAGCAUGUUGACUCCAGUUAGAAGCCUUCACUAAUGGAAGGCAAGGAGAAAUGAUUCCUGUUGAUUUCUUCUUCUACCUGCAGCCCUCUGUAACCCCAUAAACCUAGAUUAUCCACAGCAGUUGGAAGGUGGCGUAUGGAACUACAGGGGAAAGGAUGAAGUGGCAAAGCUCUCUUAUCCCCAUCUUCUGUUAGCAGAGCCUCAGUGAGAUCUUCUGUACAUGGAAACAUUUGUUCUGUUUGCAGAAGGGCAUUAUUGGAUGCAAUCCAAUACAUUACAUUUUUAGCCUGAGUAAAAUCAAUAUCCUUUAUUGAAUUUUAUGUUGAUAGUCUAUAACAUUUUCUUAAGGUAUUAUGGCAUAAAGAGGCAUUUUAUUAGCAAGGGAAAGGUGCUCUUGGAAGUGAGUUUAUAUAUACUAGAAAGAUACCGUAAUAUUUUUUUGCUAAUGAAACAGUUCAAAGCAAGUUCAGUAUGUUGUUCAGGUUCACUUCUCACCACUGUGUCAUUUGAUUUUGGCUUUUAUUCUGCUUUGGAGCAUGCAGCAGAGAUUAUUACUAAUGUUUAUUCUUGCAAUUUAUAUUUUGGGCUCUGAGUAAAAAUAACUGUCAAAUAUAACAUGGCUAAACAAUUGCAAUCAGUUUUUCCACGUGGCCUUCUAUUUUUUAUUUUUUUUAUCGUGCUUAAUGCCAAUUUUGAAAUGCAUUCGCAUCCUCAGUUUUCAUGUUUGUUUGAACAAGCAAAAGGUAAUGGGGCUUCUAUGGGCCUUUAAUUAGUUUAUUCCUGCAUCACUCCUUAUUUAGUAAGUUCCUGUUUCCUGCAGCAUGUAUGUGUGUCUAUUCCUGUGUCAUCUAUGCUGCAUUUGCGCAUUGUGAGUUUACUGUCAGAACAAUUGCUCAUGCUUUAUUCUAUUCUUAUUCUAUUCAAGUUCCCCCACUAUAGGAAAGAAAGCUGCCUUAUUAUUUCUAAGAAUACAGUUCUCGGGCAGCAGGGCAGAGCCUUGGUCAUGUUGCUCCAUAGACAGUGAUGGCCUAUUUUAUCUUGCAGUACAAUGAGACAGGAAUUAAGUUGUCAAGACCUGAUGUAGAAAAAUUCACUGUGCUACUUCAGAUUGCAGGAUGCGAAUCAAAUUUUAAGUUCUCUCUCUGUUAAAAAGAAAGCGAGGAAAACUCAAUGCAAGUAGAAACUAGCAGAGCAGGAAAAGAGGUGACCUAGAAUCUUUCACCCUAGCAUUAGCAGGAUGCCUCCCCAUAAGUUUUUUUGUGGAGGAGUAUUAAAAAAUGUGAUGCGACUCUCUGCAAUCUCAGGUAGGUACUGUCCACCCUUAGCACCUCAAAUUCUACCACCUCAUUCUGCAUGUGUAAACCAGGCAAUGUCACUGUCUUUCAGUGGUUUAUGUGAAAUACAGUUGAAAGUAGUUUCUUCAGUAGAAAGAGAUGGUGCUUUAAAUCUUUCAUGAUUUCAUUUAUACCUUUUGUUCUUCACUGCCAGCGAUAUCAGUCCUGAUGAGACUGAUGGGGAAAAGGCUAUGCUGGAAAUGAAGUCAGCCGAGUGGCGUGAGAUCAGAGUGGGCAGAUAGGGGAAGUGUUAAGACUUCCACAUGUUUCAAGGAAAACAUUUUAAGGUCAGAUCAUUUUUUCACAUUCAGCAGCUGAUAAAUAAAUGUGUGAGAAACUGAAGGAUCCAGAGCGGCAAAGAAAAGGCCUAAGGUUUCAAAGUGAGCCAGGACAUUCUUACCAUUGUAACUUCUGACUAAAUUCUCAUUAAGCUGUCCUGUAUUUUUCACAGGACUGCACACAAUGGCUUUCCAAAUUGGUCCUCCGUUUCUUUGUUAAAAAAUCAUAGGUAUUGCUCAUGAGCGCUUUUAUUUUUAAACCAAAAAGUGCCACUCUAGUAUAUUUAUAGUGAAUUGAAUAUGAAAGAAAAAGAUCUGAAAAGACGUGACAGCAAUAUUUGUUUCGCACUCCCUAAUUAGAAGCUUCAUUAUUUUGAUACCUCAGGAAGAUACGGUGCAAAAAUAAAACAUCUGUAAAGGGCUCAGUUACUACUUAUAGCUCUAAACAGGUUUGUUUUAACUCCCCUUCUUAAUGAUGGCUAUUAGUACAUACAUAGAAAGAUAGAUAGUGUUUUGGAACAGGUGCUUGAUGCAACUAUCAGCUGUCUCCUGUCUUCCUCAGUAUGCGAUAAGUUACUUAUGUUUUGCAUAUGUAUGCUGUUAUAGGGAAGCAAGAACUCUCUCCCCUUUUCAUCCUCUUACUCCUGUUUCACAGCUAUCAGUCUGUCAGUGUUUGCAGUAUUGCACUAUUACCACUGAGGUCAAGCUUCCAGCCCUGUGCUGAUUCUUGUGUAUUUCCCAUUAUAAACUGUACUGUGGGUAAAUUCAUACAACCAGUGCUGUUUUCUAGAAAAAGAGGUGUUGUACCUCACCAUGAACACCUCCCUCAUUCUCGUAGAAUGGCAAUGGUGCCCAGCUGAGAGGUGCCAGAACUGAGUUCUUGUAAGUUGUGGCUGGAAAAAAAGACUUGCAUAUAACUAUAUUCAUUUAUUCAUUUUUUGCAGUAACAAGUGAAAGCAAAUAAAUUUCAUUUAUUUUAUUUUUCAUAGUUCUAAACCACUUUCCCAGCAAAUACUUUCCCGAGUUGUGUUGUCCAAAAUAUCACAAAGCUUUUAAGGCACCUUGUAUCACUUCAAACACAAUGCAUUCUGAACAUGCAGCGUACAUGCUAAGAUGCAAGUCAGCAUGUGUGUUGAUGUGAGGCAUCAAGUGAUGCACAUUUAUGUGUAAAUCAGCUGUUAAAGAAUGUGAGGAGACAAACAUGAUCAGCACCUUCAUUUUCUCUUCUUUCAAACUAUCAGGCUCUAUGUAUACACACUCGUAUUUACAUCCAGUGUGCUGGUUUGGGAAAUGAUGAGCACACAGCAUUAACCACAAUCCUUUCUCUAUCCCAUCAUUUCUUAUAAAGUACUGUGUUUUGAUUAGUUUUCUCCCAAACCAGCUUCAAUCCAAAUUGAGAAAAAGAACUACUUUAAAGCUGGUAAUUUACAAACAGCCUAUGUAAUGCUACAUAGUUUUCAGUGGACAAUGCAGGCACCCUUACUGUUAAGACAGAUAUUUGGGCAUCAAAAACAAAACAUUGAACUCCUGUCUUUCACAAUUUGCACACAUUUAAUCCUUUUUGAAUUAUCAUAGGUGCUAGGGUAGGGGUAGACAGCAUCUUAAAAAGAGACAUCACCUUGCCGACAAAGAUCUGUAUAGUUAAAGCUGUGGUUUUUGCAGUAGUGAUGUAUGGAAGUGAGAGCUGGACCAUAAAGAAGGCAGAUCGCCGAAGAAUUGAUGCUUUUGAAUUCUGGUGCUGGAGGAGACUCUUGAGAGUCCCAUGGACUGCAAGAAGAUCCAACCUCUCCAUUCUGAAGAAAAUCAGCCCUGAGUGCUCACUGGAAGGACAGAUCCGGACCUGAGGCUCCACCUCAUGAGAAGAGAAGACUCUCUGGAAAAGACCCUGAUGUUGGGAAAGAUGGAGCACACACGGAGAAGGGGACGACAGAGGACGAGAUGGUUGGACAGCGUUCUCGAAGCUACCAGCAUGAGUUUGACCAAACUGCGGGAGGCAGUGGAAGACAGGAGUGGCUGGCGUACUCUGGUCCAUGGGGUUACGAAGAGUCAGACACGACUAAACAACAACAACAAGGGUAGGGGUAGGGAACCUCAGUGGGGAACUGCAGGCCCUGAGGUUCGAUGCAUCCCUUUAGGGUUCACUGACCCUUAGAAUUUGCCCUAGGCUACACACCUCUCGAUUGCCCUGCAGCACCUGUUCCGUGAGUGCUUUUGCCUUGCUCUAAUUGGUCCUUGAACGGUGCUAAUGCCCCCUGCUUGCCUAGCAGGAGAGAUGUUUGGGUAAAAACCUCUGACUUUUAUGUGGUUGGAAGGAGGCCUGUGCAAAAAUAAUAGUCAUCUCACUUGCCCUGCACACUUGUGCCUCUGACUCUGCCCAUCACUGCCACAUUCCCCACCACUAUCACAGGCUGUCUACAAGGGAAUGUUCUUCUUGGGCUGAAGAAGGUGCCCCUGUCCUAGGAACCUAGUGGUGUGGGCACAUGAUUUCUUAUUACAGCUACCAUGGAAAUGUUUUAUGAGCCGUAGACUGCAUUGCACCUUUUCAACAAUGCCAUGCUAGGAACUGGACUCAAUGAAGAAAUUGUUAGCAUAAUGAAAAUAGGCAGGCUUAAGUAUACAAAUGGCCAAAUUCAAGUCACCUAGUGUGUUGCUGGAAGCCAGCACACAGACUCCUGCUACCACAGUGGUGGUCUUCCCACUCCCCGCUGUGCUUCCCCCACAUCUGCUUUGGAGAGUCAGAACCCCUCAGAAAAAUACAUGGGGAGACUGUUCAUAUGACCUGAGCCACCUACUCCGGUGUUUAGCUCUCACUUAUUUUUAUUUCAUAGAAUGUAUAUACUGCUUGAUUGUAAAAAAAUAAUAAUCAUCAAAGUGUUUUAUAGUCCACUAUAUACAAACAUUUCCAGUGCCUUCCAUAUUUAUUAAUUAAAUUAUUUCAGCCUUGCCUUUUGUAGCCAAAUGGCUUCCAAGGCAGCUUACAGAGAUUUUAGAAAAUCAAAAGGCAAAAUGAAAUGUGCAGUACAAUACCAGAACAAUAUAGUUUUUACCUGACAUCUGAACGCCAACUGUGAGGAGGCUGAAUAAAUAUCCUAAGGUCGAGUUCAGCUGCUGGGCAUCAUGACAAAGAAAACCUUCCACUUUACAGCUAUGCUUCUGCUGGUUUUGGGGCUCAAAUCAUGGCCUACAUUAAUUAUCAUAUUUUUCGGUCUAUAAGACACCCCCAUGUAUAAGACGACCCCUAUUUUGGGGGACUCCAAUUUAAGAAAAUGGGGGAAGAUGGUCCCCCAAACUUUGGACAUUAUUUUUUAGGGGGGAAAACCUAGUCUUAUACAUGGAAAAAUACGGUACCUGAGUGCCAGAAAGGAUCAUAUGAGAAGGCCCAGGUAAUAACCAGCACGUGCUUUUUUAAGGGGAAUGCAACACCAUCCAAGCAAAUCACACACUUUUAUCUCAAAUAAGCUUUCUUAAAACCCCCCAGAUUAUCACUGUCUUGCCUGGAUAAUGGCAAUAUAAGAUAAAUAAGAAUAAGUAUAGGAAAAAACCAUUUUCUUUUCUGUUAAAAUGCCAGAAUGGCCCUUUUCUUUCUUCAACAUCUGAUGGCUAUCCAAAGUCUCCAGAGAUUACAGAGAAUGCUGCAUGAUUGCGCAGAGAUUCUGCUCUGAUGGCCAUUGCAGCCCUCUGAGGUAUUCUAAAAUAAGAUACACUGUUGAACAGGUCAGUGCUUCAGAAAUAAUGUGAGCAUUGCUAUUAAAACGUUUUAGGUUUAAUGCCACAGCAUCUAGGCAACAAUAUAGAACAGCAGGAAAAGUUCCUUUUGCUGCUACUAAAUCCAAACUGCCUUUGUCUUUAAAGCUUAGUAUAUAUAUUGAGGAUGAGAAUUUUUUGGGAGGGGUGUGGUUGUAAAAAAAACAUUAUAAUUGAGCAUCUCCAACUGAGCACAAGAUUUGAAAUUCCACUACACACUGUCCCAAUUAUUAUUAUUACUAUUUUUAUUUAUUUAAUUCAUAUACCACCCUAUACCCACAGGUUAGAGAUUUUUCCAUUGGCUCUGUAAACUUGUCUUUGUUUCAGUUGAGAAGCAACAUGCAAGAUUCCAGAAAAUAUUUCUAAAAAUAAAAUAAUUCAUCAUCCUCAUUAUUCAGUAUGAGGAAUGUCUAGCUUCUCUUGUUAAGAUACUGUGUGUGGUAGAAAAUGGGAACAAAAUUCCAGUUUGCUUCCCUGGUUUUACCAUCUUUUUAAUAAUAAAUUUCUUAAAAAUAGGUUGGAUCCAGACUUGUAUUGGGUAGACCCCUGCUAAUAGGAUGCUAUAGUUCCUCUGCAGCCCUGUAUGUCUCCUGAAAACUUGCUUGGGACGUUGUGAGGGCCCCUGGGACACUGCAGGGGAGAAUUGCCAUAAACUAGCAGCCUCCUCAGCCCCUAAGUUACUGUCCAGAGUAACUUACAGGUAGCAGGACAAGAGCCUCAACUGGAUCAGAGUCCAGCCCAUGAACAGAGGAGACCUUUCCAUUCAUGAAGGAGAUCUCUGGAUCUAACAUAUUGUUUUAACAAAAAUUACUAAAUGCAAAAUGCAUGUGCCUACUAUGGAGCCCUACGUAUCGACUGUCAAAUAUUUAAUAACUUGCACAUCAACUAUUAAAUGCCAUCAGCUACCAAAUGUCAGUUAAUGUCAAAUACUGGAAUUUCUUUGCAAAUGUUACCAAAACUUCAAAUAUUAGAAUAUUAAAAUUUUGACAUGAAGACAAUUGAGACUUUUUUAAAAACCUCCAUUUCUCCUACUCACUAUGAGAGCAUACUGAGCUUUUCUGUUAGUAAUUAUGAUAGAAUAGCAUUAGCGUUUUUGACCAAACUGCAGGAGGCAGUGGAAGACAGGAGUGCCUGGCGUGCUCUGGUCCAUGGGGUCAUGAAGAGUCGGACACGACUAAAUGACUAAACAACAACAAGCAUUAGCGUUAUUGUUUCUGGAUUUUGCAGGUAAUUAAUAUUCCCAUGUAGAAGAGAACACACACACCAUUUCUAUGAAAACUUACAUCUCACACUUUUGAUGUCUAUACACAAUUCCGGGCAGCUUACAACAACUAAAACUAGCCAUAAAAUACAAUAACAUUCGGAAACCAAAACAAUAUAACAGAAUCAGAGUAAGUUCAGCCAUGAAUAAAAACUUACCUAUCUGAUAUGUGUGUUAUAUGUAAUAUAAACCCAUUGCAAAUUACCAAAUUCAUCAUAAAAUAAUGUAAUGCUUAGAGUCCAUGCUGCAUGGUUAAUGGUUGCCAAAUUCAGACCCAGUGACUAUGCAUAUAGCUGUAUGUAAGAGCUCUGGGCAGUUAGAAGGUAUGCAGAAUAAAUGUAUUUUCUGUGAAGUGCAGCAAGAGAUGUGCUUGCCACAGCAGGCAGAAGUACGGGUUGGGGGGAAAUGGUUGGUCAGAUACUGAAACAGCAGCUGCAGCAUAUUAUCAUGCUUCUCUAGGCCUGGGCCAAACUUGGCAAGCCUAGCAUAUUCUGGACUUUGAAUUCCCCCCACCUUACAUCCCUACAUCCCUUGCAAAGGUAUAAGCAUUCAAGAGCAGAAUAAAGUGUAAGACUUUCAUGCAGUGAAUAUCAUUUUAAUAUAUUCAAAAUAAAAUUUAAAAAUAAUGGCAACAUUUAAGUGAACGCAUGAAACUGCUUAUAAUGAGGAGAUCACUUCUCUAUCCACGCUAGUCUGAAAGUGGCUCUUAGAGACCUCUCAUCUUUUUUUAAGCUUGUUCACUGAUACCCUUUGGCUAGAGAUGCUGAGAUUUGAGCCUGUGGGUCUCAGAGGUGACAUGAUUCUGACUGGAGCUUUGUGAAAAAUAACACUACUUGUCAUGCUCCUAUCAAACCAUGCUUCUCACCAGGCUUCAUAAUUCCAGUCAUCAUAUCUGCAUAUUAUAUGCAUAUAUGUGCAAUUGUAACCUGUUUCUUGAAAAGCCUUUUCAAGCGGAAGUGAUUGGGAAGCAGCAGGUGUGUGCAACUGUGUCGUCGUCAUUUUCUUCUUCUUUGGCGAUCACUCAUAGCCGAGUAAGAUUGUCUUCCAUAAACACUGUUUUGACAAUGAAUCCAUAAGUGACUGUGGAGGCCAAUUCUGGACCCACACGUCCUUCCACUGUGGGGACAUUGGUUCCUGGGCGGGAGUUGAUCACGGUGUGGAUUUGCCAAGCGUGCCUUCCUCUUAGCUCGACUGUGUAGGCACAUACAUGCAGGGCCAGCCCAAGACAUUUUGCUGCCUGAGGCAGACAAGGUGGCACCUCCCACAUACCAAAACUGACUGGACUGUAGUUAAAACUUCCUUCAACACUGGUGACAGGAUAGGAUCCUUAUCACAAGUGAAGCUUCAGGCCAGAUUAGGAGGACAGGAGAGAACAUGUGGCAACAGAGAAGAAUGGGUGGAUUAUAGCUGAAGGUGGCUGCUGCUCCCGCUCAGCAUCCACCAUGCGAGGUGCUUGCCUCACUCUGUGAAAUGCUGGAGCUGUACCUUCAUGCAUGCUUAAGUUUUUGCAUACCUAUGACUUCCUCACUCAUGUGUUUUUACAUAUUUGAAACUCUCUGAGGGAGAAUGUAAAGAAGCAUUAAGGUAAAGGGUUAAUCACCCUUCCUGUUACUUCUCUAGUACUACUCAGUAAGUGGCUUUAAAAAGGGGGGGGGAGGCACUGUGUUAUUAAACCACAUGCACUUGUACCUAACAUGAAAUUUAUCCCUAAAGUAUGUGACUAUUUUCUUCAGUUGCACUACGUAAGAUUAAUAAGAAAAAAGAAAAAAACCUUGUCAACCUAUUUAACAGGACUGGAAGAACAAAAUGCUGCUGAAAUGACAGGAGUGUUGCCAUGUUAGCAAAACAGUGCUUUCCUAUUUUUCAAAAUGGGUGAAUGUGUGGCUAAGCCAUGGCUGCUGUUAAGGUUCAAGCGAGCAGAAUUUGGCCUUGCUUCUGAGAAACUGAAUGUUUCCCCUCUGUAAAUAAUUCUAGCAGUUGUGCAGCUUUACCAGCUGCUGUUAAGCUUGAGGGCAAAGGUUCUUUAUAUUCUAUUUAUUAUGUGAACUGUGAUAUCACAGUAUGGAUUUGAGAAGACACAAUACUAAGUGCUUCAUAAUAGCAUCUCUUUCUGGAAAGGCUCUAGCUGAGUGGUUAGAGCAGCUGCUUUGUAUGCAAAAGGUUCCAGGUUCCAUCCCCGGCAUCUCCAAGUAGGGCUGGGGGAAAACCUCAGUAUGAAACCCUGGACAGCCAUUGCCAAUCAACAUAGAUGGAACUGAGCUAGAUGAGCCCAUGUUCUGACUCAGUAUAAGGUAGCUUCCUAUAUUUCUAUAACUAUUAUUAAUCAAAAUAUUGCAGGUUGAGUUAAUUGUAUAUUUUGUAUGUCUUGCAUUCUUUCAGAAUGCUGUUACACAACUCUAUGUUGUGACUUCAUUUGGAAUACUGUAUAUAUGAUUUUUGGUCAUAUUUUGUACUGCAACUUACCUUGAUAUCAUUAAUUUCAUGAAGAACAGGCUCGAAAUUGAAAUAAACAAAUGUAAUUGACUGCUUGCUAUGACCUUCUAACAACUUUUUCUUUAGAAAUGCCUUUCAGGCAUUUCUAUAACCUUUCAGAUCAAUUGUUACUGUGUGUUGACUUAAGCAUUAUGUGUGCCUGGCUAAUUUACUAUUACAAUGUUUCAGAUGGGAUACUUAAUAAUAAUGAAACCAUUUUGAAAUCUUGUAUUAAUUUGUUAUUGACAUACUGACUAAUACAUAAUGGAGACAAGUACAAGCUAUACAGUGUAAUAAAUCACUAUGAAGACACGGGAAUAAUUUCCAGUGCAAUUUCCUCCUGAGAUGUUCCCUUUUCCCUGUGGUUUUAUUUUAAAUUGAGAAUGAGAAGCACUGAAUGAUGGAGGUAUUAAAAGCUUACUUCUCGGAACAAAGAAAUAGUAACUGUGCCAAGCUGUUAAAAUAUGCUGAGAUAUAUAGGUUAAAACCUGAAAUAGAUUCAAAAUAGUGUGUGACUGUGGAACUGUCUGGUUUCCAAGCACUAAGAUAAAGCUGUCUUUGAAGCUGGUUUGAUUUAACUAAUGUACUUAUAAAAGAUUUUCUUUUAACAGCUUGGGCACACCAUUCUGCCUAUGAGAAAUUGCUCUCAGUAUUUCAGUGUUGGGUUCUGAAAGCAUUCCGGCCCAAUUUUAAAUAUGUUUUUCAGGUUUUGUGUUUUUAUAUGUGAUAAGCAGGCAUGCAUCUGAUAAAGAUAGGCAUAUUAGUCAGGGAAUUUCAGCCUGCACAUUUUUUGUUUGAAAAUAAAAACUGAGAGCUAGGAAGUGCCAUAAAGCUGUUAAGUCUGGUGCUUUGGGGUCUGUAUUUACACAUCAAAAUAUGGCUGAACUCUGAAACCUGUUACAUGUAGCUGAAAUAGUUUGAGAAUUGUAGUGUAUUCUCCUGAGAAAUAUUGUGAAAUGGGGUUUUGUUCAUUGUAGGAAUACAUUCUUGGGAGAGAAAUGGUUCUGCAAUUCUUCUGCUUUUUGGUUCUUAAAAAAUCAGCUCUGUUAAUCCAGCCAAUAUACAGUGGUACCUCGGGUUACAAACAUUCAGGUUACAAACUCCGCUAACCUGGAAGUAGUACCUCAGGUUGAGAACUUUGCCCCAGGAUGAGAAUGGAAAUUGCACGCCGGCGGCGCAGCAGCAGCAGGAGGCCCCAUUAGUGAAAGUGCACCUCAGGUUAAGAAUGGGUUCGGGUUAAGAACGGACCUCCGGAACAAAUUAAGUUUGUAACCUGAGGUAGCACUGUAUGUGUGUAAGGAUUGAAUUUUGCAAGUAUCCUCUUGCAUCACUAUAUUAUGAAAUGUAUCAUAGUGAACAGCCAAAACCAAUGACUGUUUUGGGAAAUGCACUAUUUUUUUCUAUUUAGGAACUGAAAUGAGAUAUGAGAUGGUAGAUUCAAUACCGAACUCUAAAUAGAAGGCAUGUAAAGAUUUAAGGAGUUAUAGAAUAAGGCCCCUUGAUUAUAAGAAUGCAGCCUAGAAAGGCUUUUAGAAAUAAAUCCCGACUAGCAUGAAAAAUUCCAUUCCGGUGCCUAAAAAUCUAAAGGCCAAUAUACCUGAUCUUCUUUUAAUAACAAAAGAAAAAUAUGCUUAACCCGUUGAAUGUUAAUUGAAUGGAUUCAGUGGGUAGUUUUACUACCUGUUAAUUUGUUACUUAAAUUUAAAAAGAUGGCAUCAGUUUGUAGGUUCUGGAAAAUAUUUUAAUGAGCCGACUCGCAAUAUCAAGAGUUGAAGUCUGUAUUUCUCCCUAGGGUGGGUCAUUUAUUCACAUCCUAAAAGAACUACUUCUUAGACCAGAAGAUCAAAAUGACACCAUUAAUUGCAUUAAUAAUAAUCUCAGAAGUAACGUGGCUAGCAUGAACCAUUAUUUAACUUUGGAACAGCACUUUAGUUUGCUUGUACUGUUUCAUAUGUAUGUUCUUAGUAAUCCUUUCAACAACCCUGUAAGGUAGGUCAGCAUAAUUAUCUCUGUGUUGCAUAUUGGGAGUGGGAGGGACACUGAGUCUGAGAAAUAGUAGCUUGCCAGACAGCCAUUUAGUAAGUUCAUGACAGAGAUAUGAUUCACACUGGGCAAGUUCAGCUCAUAUGUUUGCCUGCUCCACUUCAUUAACUCUCAUGGGGACAAUCCAAUUGAAGUUAUGCAUCUUGAAGUUUAAUUAAAUUCUGUGUGAAAACUUUAAGCACAUUCUUAACUCUCCCUUUGAAAUCAGCUGGAUUGCUUUUGACACAGAUUCACAGAGAUCAGAUUCAUUGACAUUGGCACUGGCUUUUACUGCACUUCUCCCCCCUUUCCGGCUUGCUUUGUAUAUUAAUUGGUGCACGUGCAGUUCUUGGAUGCCCCGAAAAGGAUGACUGAAACUCGUUACUGUCAGAAAUAUUCUCCCUUGCUUUAAUGGCUGGUUUUUACUUAUGCCCUGUAGAUGUGUGUUAAGCAGUCAUGUUUAAUUCAUUUGUACUUUAGAAUAUGGGUCAUGUGUUUUCCCCAAACUCGUGAUUAGACAGGCUGACAAUUUCUGCUUAGAUAAGACAUGCUUUAUUACAAAAUGUAGAUGAAUCUGUUACCAUGCCUGAUACAGUUUUACAAUCCAUUCUGUCAUAUCAGAAUGGUUUAGGAGGUUGCUGUCUUCCUAGUAUUCUAUUUUUAAAAAGAAAAUGCCAGUAUUUCCACGGAGGCACCAUCUGACUUCUCCUGUCCCUGCUUUGGCAGCAAAAUGAUAAUGGGACAGCCCUCAACAUUGUUAGGACACUGUGUUCUUUUCAGAUUGUUAUAACACAUGGGUACAAUUAAAUAUUUUUUAAAAAUAAAACCCCUCUGCUUUUGUAUGUUGGUGAUACUGAAGCAACUUGCUAAUUGUUAAUGAUAUUGUAAAAACGACAACAAAGAUUGUUGUCAUCCUAAGAUCAAUGAGGUUUUAUCCAAAAUUGAAGAUCAAAGAGAGCCAUGUGUUUAGGCCACCCUGAUUCAUAAAUCUGUGUCAUGUGAUCUCUGCCAGGUCUUACAUGUUUUUAUGGGCUAUCACAUAGGGGCACUGAAGUGUUAGGUAAAGAUAUAAGAGUGGUGAAACAAAGGAACAAGAUGGUGAGGUUGUGGAAUCUCCUAGUUUGCAGUUUUCUUUGUCUCCAGCCAAAGUGUGAACGCCUUUGCAUGGGCAUGCCUGCAUGUCAAUGCCCCCUGGUAUGUACACAAACGAAAACAAAUUAAACCUUGUUAAGAUGAAUGGUGGGGUGGGGUGGUAGAAGCACUGUGAAACACACUGGAGAAAAAACAACUUCACGGUUCUCGCAGUAAAGUGAUCUAUCUCAUGGACAUCCUCUCAACUCUUUGCUCUUCAGUCCAGUUCCUGUCACUGUUUCUGCUAGGGGAGUGGGUGGCAGUGUAGUCUAAACUAGGGGUCAGCAACCUUUUCCAGCUGUGGGCUGGUCCACUGUCCCUCAGACCAUGUGGGGGGCCACACUAUAUUUUUUGAGGGGAAAUGAACAAAUUCCUAUCCCCCACAAAUAACCCAGAGAUGCAUUUUAAAUAGAAGCACACAUUCUACUCAUGUAAAAACACGCUGAUUCCCGGACUUUCCAUGGGCUGGAUUUAGAAUGUGAUUGGGCCAUAUCUGGCCCACGGGCCUUAGGUUGCUUACCCCUGGUCUAAACCAUUGAGCCUCUUGGGCUUGCCAAUCAGAAGGUCGGCAGUUCGAAUCCACACAAUGGGGUGAGCUCCCAUUGCUCUCCUAGCUUCUGCCAACCUAGCAGUUCGAAAGCAUACCAGUGCAAGUAGAUAAAUAGGUAGCAUUGUGGUGGGAAGGUAAACAGCACUUCCAUGUACUUUGGCACUCAUCAAAGUGUCCCAUUGUGCCAGAACUGGUUUUGAUCAGCUGGCCACAUAAUCUGGAAAGCUGUCUGUGGACAAAUGCCUACUCCCUCAGCCUGAAAACGAGAUGAGCGCCACAACCCCAUAGUCACCUUUGACUGCACUUAACCAUCCAGGGGUCCUUUACCUUUCUGCUUAUGGAACAAUUGCAGGACAUGUUGGAGGACAUGCUCUAAUAAGCAUUUUCUUACUUUACAUUAAUUUUUUUGUCAUUAAUUACAGAAUUAUAAUGAGGCAUCAUUUAAAUUUAGUGUUAGUUGGAGUCUAAUGGGACUUUACAUUCUCUGAGAGCUUAAAUAUGGCAGGGCAAGGGGAAGUGAAAGAGAGUUAUAAUUCCCAAGUAGAAUAGGUAACUAGAAUAGAUAGAAAAGCCAAGUAGAGUUACCACCUUUUCCUGGUAGAGUUCCUAUUUCUUCAAAUGUCAUUAAACAGACAAGAAUUUAACAGAUGUGACUUUUUGCUGAUUUAGUGAUAGAAGAAGCUGCACCUGCUACAUUUCUGCCAGUCAUGCAGCUUUUAAAAGCAGAGGACACCCAGAAAAAUAAAAAAGUUGUUAAGGCAACACUAGCUCUAGCACUUUAUGAACUCUAAGAUUAAUAAAAACUGAUUUUUUUUAAAAAAAAACCCAACAACAACUAGCUAUUGUAAUACAUAUUUUCUUGAUAGUGGCAAAGCACAGUGUCUUAUUUCUUUAAAAUCCCUGUGCAAGGAAGCCCUGUAAAAUGUAUGAGGUGUGUGUAUGGAGAAUCUUGUCUCUGUUAAUCAGUCCAGAUUAAAAAGUGAGUUUCCCCCUCUCUUCAACUAUCUGUGCUAAAGCAUUAUACACAAGGACAAGGAGGUGGAGCCUUGUUCGUACAUCACAGCACACAGCUCACUUGCUUUCCCUUUUCCUCGCCUCUGUGUGUGCUUUUCUCUCUUCCUUGGAGUAGAAUGAACAGUUUUCCUUUAGACUCCAGAUUGCUCUCCACUUUGCAGUUUGGGGUGUACACACUGCAAGGGCAAGGACGAAAAUAAAGCUGUAGAUGCCAUGGGUCAACUCUGCUGCUAUCCUUUUGGGAGAGAUGAGGAGAAAAUCAGUAAGUCUGACUGCUUUGUCUAGUGCCAGAGUCUUCCUAAAUACUGGCUGCAGUAUUCCAGAGUGCUGUUUAAAGCUGGGGAAAGACAGCUUUCUUUAUUUGGGGUGAGGUUCCCCCUUUAAAUUAAAUACUUUGCUUCAAGAGUUUGAGUGCAGGUGGGUAAAAGAUAAAUGUCUGAAUAUAUAGCUAUAUAUGCUCAGUUUAUUAGAUUUGUUUGUAACUGAGAGGAAUUGUAUUCUGAUUACUCUUUGAAGGUUGUUUUGUUAGUGAAUAGUAAAGAUGAUAUCUUAACAGUGCAUCAGGGUAUAUAUUUGUUUCACUUACCAGGUAUAUACUAUGGGAUAGGGCAGUAUUUGCCCACUAAAGACUAAUCUCUUUUAAGGGCAGUGAUUAUUAGCCAAAUGUAAGAGACAUGGAGGUUUGAAAAGCCAGAAUAUUUUUGUUGCUGUUAUACUUUGAGGAUGAGAAAAUGAUUCAAUAGCACUUUUGUUUAUUAUAAAUGCAUGGCAUCCAUACAAAUACAAUAUUCUUUUUGGAAUAAUUACUAGAUCUGCUUCUAUUUUAGUUCACAUUGCAGUGAGUUAGGUGCACCAGAGAAUAAAAUUGUGCUAACAAAAUGUAAGUGAUUUGACUUCAGUUCUCAGAUUUAUUUAUUAUGUGCUUUAGUGCAAUAUUUGUACCAACCUUGGCUACUUAGUGACAAAUUUACGGUUGACUUUUUACUAACCAAAAUAUUUCCAGUUUUCCUCUUAGAAAAUCAAGCCACACCAUGUCUGUCACACUGUUUCCAAAUUGUUUUAAUCAGCUUCAUAUAUUUGGUCAUAGCAAACUUGGAAGGUGUCCGUUAAUAAAUAAAAUUAAUGACUAUGGCCUCAAACCUAAGUAUGUCUACUCAGAAGUAAGUCCUAGCGAGUUCAGUGGGACUUAUUAUUAGGUAAGUGGGGUCAGGAUUGCAGCCUAAGGCUCCAGUGCUAUCACACUUACAUGGAAAUAAACCUCUGCUAGUUGACCCAUAAUAUUAGAUGUGGUAGUCCCAUAAGGUAGCCACUUAAAUAUCAUUCUCCUAAUUAUAGAUUAACAUUUUUUAAUGCAAAAAAUAAAAAAUUAGUAUGGAAUAAAAUAUUGUACAAUAUAUUUCAAAUUAUUUUACAAGCUUCUGUAUAACAGCACACCCAUAAGAAACCAGACUGUGAGCAUUUUGGCUGGAGUUGGGGGCGGGGGAAGGAGUUGGAGAAUGCAAACAGGUUGUCCAGAAGUUCAAUGUUUGGGUGUAGGAUAACAGCUGGAUUGAAGUUAGGUUGGAUGGAGAAAGUUGAGAAUCGGUUGAACGUACAAAACAUUGGGUUAGAUGUAGACAUAGUCAUGUUUAGAGUUACACCCACUGAAAUAAAUGGGACUCAAGUUAGUCAUAACUGACAUAAGUUCUGUUGAUUUCAGUGGGUCCUCCCUAAGCAUGACUAAGUCUGAACCCAAACCUUGACAACACAAAAGAGUAAUAUGAAGACAAGAAUGGGUGACAUAUCAUGUUCUAGGCAAAUAGCAUAUUGUGCAAGAAAAUUAUCCAGUGGGAAUAAUUUGGCCAAUGAAGAAAAUAUUCUCCUCAGUGAUACCAAGCUGACCUAACAAGCUGUUAGGAUAUCAUGAUGCAGUGGGCAGAGGCUUUGUUGUUGAUGCUUAUUACCUUAUUAGCUCCCUAGGAAAAGGGUAACUGUUCCGAAGGCUGUGUGGUACAUGAUUACUUACCGUAAAUACAAUACUUUCACUUCAGAAAGAUGUGGAUUAAAAGGGAUGUUUGGUUACAUCAUUUCUAUAUUUUACAUAAUAGGCAGAGCCAGGGAGUAACAUUAUACUCUUUGUUUUGUGAUGAGAAAUAUAACUUCCAGCUUUUAUAUCCAGUAUAUUUCAAAAGGAGCCAGAGACACAUUCAAACUCCCCUUCUAGCUGUUCUCUGCCACUCCCACCAGUCAUUAAAACUAUGUAGUAUAUGAAUACUGUUGAAUGCAGUAUUUGCAAAAUUAAACUUUAUCACACAGUUUAGAUUGUUAGCUGUAUUUAUUAGAUUUAGAGGAGAUGCUGUUGGACUCCCAUCUCCCAUCAGCUCCACCCAUCAUGUCCAGUGGUCAGGGAUGAAGGCAGUUGUAGUCCAGCAACGUAUGGAGGGAUAAAGGUUCCCCACUUCUGGAUGAUCAGUUCUGGGCCAUAAUAUAUAUACAGGAAGAAGGCAAAGUAAGCUCAGACACAGAACAAAGAAGAGAGUUGUCCAACUCACUAAGGUAGCACGCUUGUAAAAGUACCACCUCAGACUGCAGGUGGAGGUUCAACAUAAUUGGAUGCUUUCUGCCAUAUAAAACCUUGCCUAUAAAAAUCUAGCAUGUCAGGUAGAAAUCACCUCUAGGUUUACUCAUUGGCACAUUGUUUGCUGUAUACAGGGACUUUUUCAAUGGAAGAACAUUAAACCAUUAAAGCCAUCACCUGUAGCCUAAGUAGUACAAGCCAGACACAGGUUUAGCACCUCAACAAGGGUGAUCAAUAUACAAUCACCAGAGUAGACAUAAAUUAAUCAGAAAUGAAAGCCAGGAAAGGUUCUGGUAUAGGCUUAUGGAACUGGCAGGUGGAACAACCAGUGGGGUCGUCAGGGUGGCUUGGGUAAGAACCACAGGCUAUUUCUGCUUGCUUUUUGCAGCAGCCUCUUGAAAGCAGAGACCAGGAGGUCACAGAACCAAAUGAACUAUAAAAAGCCGUGCCUUAUUCCAGGCCAAAUGGCAAAAUUGACAACUGAGCCUUGGAAUUAACAGGCAGGUUGAUGAAAGGCUAAGGAGAAAACGUCACUGAAGGCAAAUUUUGUGAAAGAAGACAGGAAGGUCUUCUUGGAGAGGGGAGAAUUUUGGCAUGUGGCAGCAAAUAUUAAUUAGCCGAGUUAUAAAGCAUUUGGGAAAUAGUGCAUUAAUAAUAUAAUAUAAUAUAAUAUAAUAUAAUAUAAUAUAAUAUAAUAUAAAUGUCUGGACAACUGGAUACAAUUAUAUGGACAAUUUUAUAUGAUAAAGCAGUGGCCCAUCAUGAAGCAAUUUACAGUAAGGUAUGACCCCACCCCCAAGCCAAGUCUACACACUCACAUCAGAUAAUGGUCUGCUACAAGGCUAGCGAACACAGUGCCUUCCAGACGUUAUGGAACUAACAUACCAUCAGCCCCAGCAAGCACAACCAAUAGCCAGAAAUGAUGGGAGUUGUAGUUCAACAACUUUUGGCAGGCACCAUGUUGGCUAGCAAGACCACUCAUGCAGAUCCAAUUACAUGCUUGCCACGUGCAACAAGUAUGAGUUUCACUUGGCCUAUGUUGGGAAUAAUGAAAAUACUCUUGAAUGGUAAGGCAAUUAUAGUGGGAGAGUGUGUACUUUCUGCAGGUCCACUUAGCUUCAAUUUAUUGGCCAUCACCAAUAAGUCCAGGCACUGGUUUAGCUUGUACACGGCCUCUCCUGAGUCAUGUUUAAUGGAGAAAUAGAGGUGGGUGUCAUCAGCAUACUGUUGACACUGUGCCUCAGAUCUCCUGAUGAUGCUCCAACAGCUUCAAAUGGAUGUUAAUUAGCAUUGGGAAUAAAACAGUGUCUUGCAGCACCUUGCAACUGCCAGGGUGUGGACACAUAUUUCUCCCAGUGCUAUUUUCUAAGACCAGUAGGAGCAGAACCACUUAGAGAACUGUGUCUCCAACCUCCAGCUCACAUUAUAGUCCACGAAGAUACCAUGAUCAACAGUAACAAAAGGCAUUGAUAGAUCCAGCAGGAGCAACAUGGUCACACUCUCCCUGGAUCCGCCCAGUCUGCCCCACCCACACUCCCAAUUUACACAAGAAGCAAAGAUGAGCAUGUGUCAAGUUGUGGGAUGGAGAGCCACAAGCCCCUUGCCCACAUCCUCAGACCUUUAUAACUGGAACUGAUCCUACAUAAUUUUAUAAGAACACCUCCCCAGACACUGGCAUCAAGAUCAGCAUAAAGGCAAGCAAUUUUGUUCUCACAGUGCCUAGCAAACCUAUCACAAUAGAACUUUGACAGGUCCAGUGCCCCAUUAACUUUCACUCUCAUGUAUUUAUAGCACCAGCCCCAGUAUAUGCAAGGGGGAAGGUACAGAGACUUCUGCAAAUUUAUAUCCCUGACGGAUCUGAGUAUGUACUCCAUCACAGUGUUCCAGCCAUGAAAUUUGCCACUGUUCUGGAGUAAUCAAGGGGCAAAGUGUACUGGAAGAAAUAGCAUAGCACAGCUUGGCACACUUCAACUAAUCAGCUGGUUUACAUGGGAAGGGGGAAAUUUAAAUGGCCAAAUUAUGAUGCUGAUUUGCAUAUCUGAUAAGGAGACUAGUACCAUUGUGGUAUGUCAUUCUAAGCUUGGCUACAUAUACUAAGAAAAGUCUAGAAUUAGUAGAGGACAUUGGGAUGGAAAGGGGGUGAGGGAAAGAAAUAGAGAAGAAGCAGAAGGGCAAUGACAGGUUGUUUCUGCAAUGUUAAAUACAGUAUUUAAAGACCGAGCAUGACUUAAUAAACUUAAGCUAGCAGAAGCCAGAACAGUGAGUCCUGUUAGUACAAUGGAGCUCUCCUCCACAUUGGCUCUGGGGGGUGGGGGAAAUUUCCAAAACGGGGGAAGAGAAGGGAGAAGAUCCAUGAAGUAAGCAGAAAUACAUGCGCUCAUGAGGCCAUUUCCUUAGUGCAUGUGCACCCAUUAUUCUGAACCUGACAUCAGAUUUUGUUCUGGUUCAGCCUCAGCAUAUAUACUGCUGUUUGUGAAGACUGUUGAAUAAUGAGUCAGCUUCUAUUGCAUUGUGGGGAAAUAUAAAGGUCUAUCCACUGUUGUAUUCUUGUUUGACUAUGUGUGAUGUCACCUGCUAAUCAGAGCUCCUCCAGACACUGGUCACAGGAAGUGUGCAGAAAGAGCAGACAUUAUAACCCAGGAGUGUCACAAUGAAGCACCAUAGCCAUUGCAUGCACGCCCAGUUCUCUCCUUGCCUUCUUUUACCUGCAGAAGAGAAGUGCUAUGGCUGUUGCCUGCCCCAGUUCUCCAUUUCUCUCUUAAUAGCAGGAAAGAGAGAAGGGUCUGGUGGUACCAUAACUCAGUGCUGCCUUUUCCUGAUUGAGAGGGCAUAUGCUGGAGAGCUGAGAAAGCCAUAGGAGAAGUAUGGAGUAAACCAAUGAAGGUAGAGGUAGGCAGCAAUUUGCUGAAAAUGUAUUUGCAAGACUGCAGUGUUUUGUUGUAUUCCUAACCAAUAAAGUGUCAUCAGGGAAAUGGCUUUUCUUUAGUUUGCCAAGUUUCUGUAUUCUGUAUUCUGUAUUCCAAAAGUGGUGGAUGGGAAUGUAUAUCAAAGGCUUUAUUGCAAGUAAUUUACCAUAACAAGUAAAUUGUCUCAAUGUGGAAAUUUUUUGUGGUUAGCUAUAUGUAAAUAUAGACUUGUAGUAAGAGUGCUUGUCAGCAGUAUGCACACACAAAAACAAUUCUUUUUAUCUUCUAUUCAUAAACAAAAACUUUUCAUUGCUAUUAAAUUAUCUACAGGUGAAAGAAGGCAAUGGAAUACAGUGUGAUCUUGAAAAGAAUCUGUAGUAAAACUGGUGCUUUUGAACUUAUUCAUAACCAACCUGGAGUCACAGGUGAACACUCAGGUAGCAAAGUUAGAAUACGUCAACCAGUUAUACAGCAUGGUAAGAACCCAAGUCGACAUACAGAAAGUGAAAAGAAUUUCUUUGAACUGGUUGACAAGGCUAUAGAAAUGUAGACUAUAUUCAAUAUAUUCUAUCAAUAUAUUCAAUAUUCAGAAAGUGAGGCAUGUUGGGGUAAAAAUAGAUAUAUCUUACCUUCACAAUAUAUACAGAUGAGAUCUCCACUGAAAACAUCUGCUCAAUAUACCACAACAAGGAGGCAGGGGAGGAAGCAAGAAACAGACAAUGGCAUAUAUAAUACCCUUAUGUAUAUCUAAUGAGAUGGACCUUUUCAGUGGUGGCCCCAUGCCUGUAGAAUUCCAUCCCCACUGAGGUACACAUGCACUCUUAAUUGUAUUAUUUUAGGAAAUAGGUUAAGGUACAUCUCUUCCAGCAGGCUUUUGAAGAAAGGUUAGGGUGAAGAAUUGUUAGUUGAUAUCCCACAGUUGGAUUUGUAUGGAAGUGAGAAAUGGUAAUGCAGCCUUUCCUGCUGUGUCUUAGAGUUGUGCAGUUAUUUUUAUUACAUAUGAGUUGUAUUUCAUUGUAUUGUUUUUAUAUGAUUUUUACUGAUAUACACCAACCUUGAGCCUCAUCAAUGAAGGGUGGUAUGAAAAUAGAAGAUAAACAUACGAGUAGACAAUAAGUUGUUGGGGCUUUGUAACUGUGGGAGAGUUAUAACUGAACACAACUAUGAAUUGUGUAGGAAGAAUAAUCAAGCAACACUAUUCCCACUCCUUAGAAAGCAUUAGAAUUGAUUAUUAGUAUGUUCAGUAUUGUGAGGGCCAAUACAAUAGAUGCCUUUAAAAAAGGAUUAGCAAAUUCAGGGACAAUAGGCCUGUCAUGGUUGUGAGACAUGAUAGUCAACAAUGGGUCUUUUGUAUAAGUCUUCACCAACCUGGUGCCUCCAUGUAGCUAUCUGGAGCUAAUGGUAAUAGUAGUCCAAAACGUCUGGAGGGCACCAUGCUGGCAAAGGGCUGCUCCACGUUCAGUCACAGUUUGGGGUGUAUGGCCAUGGGGGAGAGAAACAACAGUACAUGACUAUCUCCAUCAUGCAACGAGCGUCCAGUUAGAUGGACCUUUGGUCUGGUCCAGUCUUAUAGCUUUUCUUAUACUGACUCUUGGCAUGUGUUUUGCAGUAGUGUUUCCUUUAAUGCUAGAAACUGGAGUUCUUUAUGGCCAAAGGUGACAAACUGUUGAAGGUGGGCAGUAGAUAGAGUGUGGCAGUGCCAUUUUGUAUGCUAAUAUAGCUUGAGAAAAUAGAAGAGAAAGAAAAGUGCAGAGAGAAAAAGGGAUUAUUCCAACCGUUAUGGUACAUAGAAUUCUUUAAAUCCUACUAUGUUGCUUUUCUACUGUCUAUUUAAAACAUUUAACCUGUUUAUGAUUUAUAAGCAUUUCAAGGCCAUUAUAUGAGAGUGAUGUGUUGCUGGUUUUUUAAACUGCUAUGGAAGUCCCCCCCAAGUUAUUGUAUCUCUCAAGGUUUUCAUUCAUUAUUUCCCCUUAUCACUGUAUACAAAAGGCCAUUCCACUGCAAUUAGAUAGAAAAGGGAAAUAGGCUCUUUGCAUACGUAUUUUCUGGGCAAGAAUCCUCUUUGUGGGAACAUCUAUUUCCAAGGCUGUUUGAAUAGGUUUGCAAAUUUUGUCUGUUUAAUAUCCCACCCUAGGACUGUUUCUUCACUAGGUGAUCAAGACUAGUGUAAGAACGAGGACAUAGCUAGAGUAAUCUUAUUAUUACUAUUCACUUAUAAUGCACUUAAAACUUUCUAAAUGCUGUGCAGAGAUGGCAAGAUAAAGAUUGCACCUGCCUCCAGACUUACCAUCAAAUAGAUAUGAUACAAAAGGGAAAAGGAAUGGGGAGGGAAGAUAAAAGCAAGCAAAUUCAAAAACCAGUUCUCACAGUUAUAUAACCUCAACAGUAUCAGCUGGUCUGGACAUGUGGGCCUUUCUUACUGUAAAAAUGCACACAACACAUCAUCCCUUGAUCCACUGGCUGAUGGAUGGAGCCAGAUUGCACUUCCUUUCAGUUCUGUAGUCUCAGGGCAACUAGGCCCAGAGAGAGACGCUGAGGUGGCAACAGUCUGAAGCACACUUUCUUUGUGAUAUCCCAUGUUGUUCUCUGUGGGAUUUAUAGGACUGCAAUGCAUAUGACUGAACACAAAAGAAUAUAGAGUUCCUGUACUGUUAAUGGAUGUUUAGAAGCUGGAGUGUCAACACGUGCAGGUUUCCUCAUCCCUCUAGGGCAGGAGUGGUUGACCUGUCGCCCUUCAGAUGUUGCAAGACUCCAAUUCCCAUCAGCCCCAGCCAGCAUGGCCAGUGGCCAGGGAUGAUGGCAGUUGUAGUGCAGCAACCUCUGCCCUAGGAAAAGCUUGUGUCCAUUGAAAUUCCCUUUACCACAUUGCUAUACAGGAAGGAGCCCUCUCUCUUUUGUUCCUGGUUAUCAAGACUAAACACUGAUGUUGAAAUCAAGUAAAAUUCUGGCCAGGAAGUAAAAACAAUGUUUUAAUGGAUGUUUCUUCCCUUCUGAUGCAGCGAGAAGUUUCACUUUUGCUUCAUCAACUGCACUGUUAUUCAUAUGACUCCUUCCUCCAUGGCUGGAGCUGGCAAAUCGUUGAUGUUUAUUGGGAGAAGGUUUUUUUAGUUCCUUCACAAAUUAAAAAGAAUACACACGCGCACACAGUUGUGGCACAUGAGGCGGGGCACUGCUGCUGCGCUGUCCUCCUACCCAGUGCAUCUGAGCUCAUCACUACCUCAACCCAGGGCUUCCCCUACCUGCACUGUCACACUGCCCCACUCCAUCCCAAUUCUAGCAAACAGCAGCACCAGCACAGCCAAGAGCAUGGCACAUUGUCAUCCCACCUCCUGCACAGUGACUGAUCAUGUGGAUCCUCUGCAUUUUAAUGCCAUAGUCUCUCCAAUACGCUGUUUGUAUUAUUAGUUAGCACCUGGGGGGGGGUAUCAUUCUGACCAAUCACUAACAAAAGAUGCUUGCCAUACUCAUUUUAGGUUCAGGCUGCUAUUUUCAUCUGAUAAUGCAGAGAAUUCUGGAUCAGCUGGGCUCUAAACGCAUGUUCUUGGUACUACAUUACCAAUUACUUUUGUUGCAUUUACAAAUUUAAAUAGGGAGACUCUUCUGUCAGUGUGGCUAUUUGCUUUGCUUAAAUAUCAGCAGAGUUGCAAGUCAAAGAAAGAACGAUCACCAAGCUCAUUUCUCCAGUUCGCUGUAAUUCAUUCCUCGCUAGGAGUUUUAUUAUAUUUGCUUCCUCAUAUUGUGCUGAACUCCUCUGCAAAGGAUGUAGAUUCAAGCCAACUUGGUGAAAAGGCAUUAGAGGGCUCAAACAAACAGGAAAUUUUGAGUUUUAUUAAUCAAAUCAUGAUUGAGUUUUUGUGGUAUGCUUUCUCCUAAGUCCAGCUGCCAUAAUCUUUCCAUGGGGAGAUAGUCUUCAUCAGAUCAUAGUACUCUUUUUUUCUUUUCUUUUCAGAUGGUCACAUGUACUGUGUAUGUUUGUUUGGAUUGUAGGAAACCCAUUUUGAACCUUUGGCUAACACAUGGUGAAUAGAACAAUAUGCUGAUAUACAGUAAAAUAUCAAGAAAACUCAUGUUGUUUUUCUUACCUUGGGGUCAAUUUACACACAAAUUACAUGCUCUACUACAUAAAGUUGGCUCAGGUAGGUAGCCGUGUUGGUCUGACGCAGUCAAAAUAAAUGAAAAAAAUUGUCCAGCAGCACCUUAGAGACCAACUAAGUUUGUUCUGGAUAUAAGCUUUUGAGAAGAAGUGUGCAUGCACACAAAUGCUUAUACCCAGAACAAACUUAGUUGGUCUCUAAGGUGCUACUUCCUGCCAACCUAGCAGUUCGAAAGCACAUCAAAGUGCAAGUAGAUAAAUAGGUACCGCUCUGGCAGGAAGGUAAACAGUGUUUCCGUGCGCUGCUCUGGUUCGCCAGAAGUGGCUUCGUCAUGCUGGCCACAUGACCCGGAAGCUGUAUGCCAGCUCCCUCGGCCAAUAAAGUGAGAUGAGCGCCGCAACCCCAGAGUCGGUCACGACUGGACCUAAUGGUCAGGGGUCCCUUUACCUUUAAGGUGCUACUGGACAAUUUUUAAAUUUUAAUUUUUUUAUUUCAACCACAUAAAGUUGAGUACAGGAGGCUGCAUGCCUCGCUUACUGCACACGGAAGGCUUUGUAUGAUGUUCCUGUCAACAUGGCCAGCUUCCUCUAAAAAAGGGAUAGAUUGCAUUGGCAGAAUGUGUAUCUAGUGGACUGUGGGCUCACAAAUGCUAUGUCUUCUGUGACAAUUGUUAAAUUUCCCAUUGUUUUCUUACCUGUUUCAUUGUGUAGAGCAAUUCAUAUAAUUACUGCACACCCAUCGUGGACAUAGACUACUACUGUUCCUGUCUGAUCAGAUUUAAAAUGAACAAAUAAACAAAAAACUAUCAUAGAAUUUUAGAAUUGCUUGUGAAUGUACCUUUUUAAAUUUCUAACUUCACUACAACAAAACCUAGCAAUGACAGGAUGCAGGACUAGAGUGCAUAUGCCACUUUAAUAUAUAUUCUAGUAAAAUAAGAUGAAAAUUUGCUGGUGCAGACAUGCUCCUAAUGAAGGAAAAAAUGGGAGGGGAGAAUGAUAGUAAAUUAAGCUGACUUUUUGAUGUUUCACAAAACAGCAUAGCUGAGCUUACUGCUCUAGGAUGAGUCAUAGCAAUGUUUUAACAGCAAGACUCUUCUUCAAAAUGUUGACAGACUACAGGCUACAUAUGUCUUGUCCUUUCUUGUUUUGAACUUUACAAUUCUGUGGUAUCAUGUGCCCUGGGGUAUAUAUUGUUGUAUCAUAAUGAAAUAACUUUAUGUGGCUUUUGCACACAAAGACACAGAGAACACACAAUGACUAGGAGAAGAUGCUGUUGCAAAGGUCAGCCUGGCUUGCCAUGCUUAUUUUGAACUGGAGUAAAGUUUCAAACUUGAGCAAAGUUUUAGAUUCUACUGUUCUAUGGGGCAGGAUGGAUUGUCAGAUCUUAAUAGGCACCAGGGGAAAAUGUUCCUCUAUAUACAGGCCUUUGUCUGAUUAAGCAAUCUAUGGCCUUUUAAACUGAGAGCGGUAUUGUUUUUGUGAUUAUAUUAUCUAGUUAGGGCAGUAUAGAAAUUUAAUAAUAAUGAAUAAAUGAUCAAGCCAUUAUAAAGCUUGCUGGAAAAAAUUGAGCGAAUUUUCUGGCUUUGUCCAAGAGCUUCACUUUUAAGAAACUGUUUUUGUAAUAAAGAGAGUGUAUACAUUAGAUAUUUGAUAUGAGUUCUUUGAAUAAAUGUAUGAAGCAGCUGCAUGGCUUUUUAUGUAUUAUUAUUUGCUGCUAAUUGUCUGUGUGCACCUGUAUGCAUACUUAACACAUUAAAAGGCUGCUAAAUGAAUACAUAAACAAAACAAGCCAGAAAACAAUUCAUGUUUUUGAAUAAUCCCAAGAAAUUAUGCUAAAAGCUAAGUAAUUAAUAAUAAUAAUAAUAAUAAUAAUAAUAAUAAUAAUAAUAUGCAUCUCUUUAAAUCUGUCCAGCUAAAAGGCAUCCGUCUUGUUGCCUUUCAAACAAUAUUAUUUUUCUAUUUUGCCUAAUAAUAAGCAUCUUGAUUUUUGUGGUAAAAACAUGCAUAUUAUGUUUACCAACCAGAAGCAUAAUGUUGGAAUUGAGUAAAUGCAUAUUAAGUUGGGACCUGCUUGCUACUAACUUAGCUUAUAUUGCCGUAGUUUUAAAGAACUGUGGCAAACACUCCAAAGCUAAUGAUAUACCAGAAAGCCAGUACCCUUAAAGCCUUGUUCAUACAUUAAAACUUAUAUUUACAGUUGAUAACCCUUCCAUGUAUUAACCAUGGAAUCUGGCAUUCAACAAUUCAUGUGGGGCAAGUGCCAGCUCUGGCAAAAUUAACUGUUCUUCACAAACUCGUGCUGUACUGUCCUCAUCUUGCUCUACCAGUACCCAUUUCUCUUGCUGCGGCAUCACUUUACUAUUGAUAGUUGCUCUGUCUAAUCAGAGGAAUAUAGCACACUCUCCAGUGGCUGUACAUGAACUUCUUGGGGUGUAUUUUAACAAUGUCCUUGUAUUCACAGAAGGGCCUCUGAUCCAGCUCCAGGUGUAAUAAUAGGAAAGAGGAGAGCUAUUUCAUUGAUUCCCCUUUCUCCAACAGUUCUUGGAACUCAUAUAUCUCAGCUCUGCUCCAGAGGGUAGAGGGACCCUGUAGAACAGCAUAGCAGGCAGCAUGUGAGGCUGCACAAAGGAGAAAAGGGGGAAUGUGUGAAAAUUGGCUCUAUUCCUGUUCUGAUCAUGGAAGCCUCUGCAGGAUCCAGGAGCCUUUCAUGAAUGGAAGGAUAGCAUUGGCUAUAAGCCCUUGUAAGAACAGUAGAAACCAAAGUGUAGGUGACACAAGAAAUCUGUUUUCGGGAAUGCUAGAGAAUUGAAACCUAGGGAAGCAGUCAUUUUGAGUUCAGAUUGUUGUAAUAAGAAAUGCACAAUGGAAGCAAAGUUUGUUCUGUCCUUUAGUCUUUUGUAGCAUCCUUUUAUACCUUGCAGUUGCCAUAUUACACUCUGUUUCCUCUGUCUCUCACUCCAGGGUUUAGAGAGGCAGUCAGUGGUCCUCCACAAUAGAUGCAUUUAACUGAGAUUUUGAACCCAUUAGCAAUACAGCAAUCAAAAAGCAAAACAAAUGUCCCCUUUUAAAAUGAAAAACAUAAAUACACAGACGGUAUUGUUAGUUUCAUAGCCAAGUUUGAAUUCACCGUGCUCAACAGACUUCUCAAUUUUUUAAUGUGUAAGAUACAGUUUGGUGAGAAAAUAAAUAUUGGAAAGUAGCUAAUAGGGUGUUUUAUGUAUUAUGUCAUUGAUUUAUGGAUUUAAUAUGAAAGAAAUAUAAAUAUCUGAUAAGAGCUCUGGGAUUUUUAGUUGCCAGUUCAGUUUAUAUAUUAUUUGUAGAAAUGUAUUCACACUAGAACAUUAGCAGAUUUUGCUGGCUGUGGGUUUUUAAAAGUAUUUAUUAUAGUUUCUUUAUGGGGUCCUGAUCAGGGCCACACCCACUUACCUUCAGCAAUAGUGCAGCAUCAACUGUUCCCAGAUUAUUCACCACGACAAGAUUUAUAGUUUUAUGUGCUGCUGUUUCAAAGUGAUUGUCAAGGAGUAAACUGGGAUUUGGAUAGCAUUUGGAACUGGGAGGAAUCUAAGAGCAAAACAGGCCAACAAAACAACUAAGAUUCAUGAAAGGUCAGGGCACAGAAAAACAAAGGAGAGAAAGCAGCCUCUUUAUGCUUCCAUUUAGAGGGACUUCCUGGAGUUGAAACUAAACAGAGACAUUCAGGUGGCUUUGGGAGAGCUUGCACAUCACAACUAGGUGAGGCUGAGCAGCUAGUCCCAAUAGAUGUGUACUGCAUGCCAUUUCCCCACUUGCACAGGUUUACUGAUUUUUGUCUGUUGUGGUGUGUAGGUGAAAAGAAAGGGGCAGAGCCAGAUGAUGCAGAAUUGCUGAGCCUCAGCAAAAGGCUGGUGGAGAAUGCAGUCCUCAAGGCAGUGCAGCAGUACCUAGAAGAAACCCAAAACAAAAACAGACUGACUGAUUUUGAAAGCCCAGUGAAAACUGAGGAAGCAGCCAUUGGCAAUUGCAAGGAAAGUGAGAAUGACAAUAAAAAAUGA